GGGGUUUAGGUGUCUGUGCUGUUUAUAUCUAUUUCCCAGGCUGUCAAUUCUGCAGCCAAUAGAAUUCCAGGACGGUUUGACAUCACGAUCCAAUGUCCAAUCAGAGCUUGUGUUCCUUUCCGGCGGGUAGUUUGGAGAGAGUACAGUUGCCAUGGUAACGCGGCCCAGCUAGGCCCCAGCAGCCCCGAGGUGAGCAGAGUAAGGUAACCCGUCACCAUGUUCAGAGCUCGGGGACUGUCUCUGCGGCAAGAGCGCGGCGUGCCCGAGUGUGAGCGGACCAAGUUCAUUAAAGUGAGUUUCUCUCUACCCUCAGCUCGUGAAUAAAGCAGGAGAUCAUGGGUUAAAUCCCUCAGCGAGCAGUCAGCCAAGUGAUAAAUCGCCCAUUAUCCUCUAAUGGAUUGUGACCAUAGAAAGUGUGCUGAGAAUGGGGCUAAAUAUGGCAUAAUCCACCAUAUCAAUGUGUGUGUGUGUGUGUGUAUACUGGAGUUUAUAUAACUAUCUUCAAUGUAUUUACAACAAAAUUCUCAUUUAUCUUGCUUUAUCAGUGUGUUUUUUGUUUUUUUAACCUAAUUUACCUAAAACAACCUAAAUUAGCUGGAAUUAAUUAUGUCAACCAUUCCACAGCUAUAAUAUAUGACAAAAAUAACAAUAAUAAUAAGAAUGGAAAUCCACAAAUCUCACGAAGCGCCAGUUUAUUGUCCCACAGUUUAAAGUGAUACUGUCAUGGUGCCUUUGCAUUUUUAUUAUUUUACAUAUGGUUUUUUGGUUUUUUUUUUUCAAAACAACUCAGGUGACAAGUACGUUUCUAUGUCGGUGACUCGAGGAGUAGGUUAGAAUAUAUGUCUAUAUACUAUAUGUCUAUCGUCUUGCUACUAUUUUUUUUAUUUUAUUUUUUUAUUUAGCUCCUGGUGGCUUCAGUCUCCUCCGCUAAUUCAGCUGCAUGUGCUAAUUCUCUUGCAUUUGCUUUGUUUACAUGAGACAAAGUACCCCUGAGUUUGUCGUUUGUAUAUAUUUUGAUAGCGUUGUUAUUUUUAAAGGUCCUUCUUUAUUUAUGUUUUGGAGAGAAUGCAAGUUGGAGAUUUCACUGGAGUCUUUUGUUAAAAUAAUGUCUACAUGGAUAAGAUUGCUUUUAACCCCUUAAGGACUAAACUUCUGGAAUAAAAGGGGCUCAUGACAUGUCACACAUGUCAUGUGUCCUUAAGGGGUUAAAUGAGUAAGAUCAAUUCUGUCAACAUACCAUUUCAUUUUUACUAUAAGACCGGACUUGACAAAUUUGCUUUAAAUCUAGGAGCCAGCUAAAAAAGUUAGAACCCAUUUUUUUUGUUUUGUUUUUAAACUGACAACGCUUUAUAUUAAAUGACAAAAAUACAAUUCUUAAAGGAACACUAUAGUCACCAGAACCACUAAAGCUUAAUGUAGUGGUUCUGGUGUCUAUAGCCUGUCCUUGCAGGCUUUUCAGGCUUUCCUAGUGACACCUCUAGUGGCAGUCACUCAGACGGCCAUUCCAGGUGGUUCCUCUGCACGCUCUGCAUGGAGACGCUGAACUUUUCCCAUAGAGAUGCUGACUGGUGUAGUAUUUUGAAUAGAAUUCGCAAUAGCCUCCAAAUGCUUUCCUAUGGGAAAACAUUGGAUUGGCUGAGAGCAUCAAGCUUGAAAAUCUCAGCCAUAGAGGUUGGGCCAGUUAAGGGGAGUCCAGCACGGCAUGGGGAAAAAAUGGUGAGUAAAAACACUGUUCAUUUGCGAACAGAGGGAGGCUGGUCACUGAAACACACACCAUUACAGACACACACACACACGUACCAUGACAGACAGACUCACACAUUAUUGCUUGUUUCAAGAAAAUCUGCCUACUCUGGGGUCCAUUGAGCAACCGGCUCGGGAAUGUGGAGGCUGUCUGACUGCGCAAAUAGUAGGCGGGCUGCGAGGGAGAUGUGAUGUCCCUGCUCAACUCCCUUGUGCUCUGCUUAGUGAGGCUGGAAUUUGACGUCAUAUUCCAGCCCCACUGAGUCACGCACGAGUGAGCAUAUCAGGGACACCACAGCUACCUCGCCGUCUGGCAACAAUACGCACAGUCAGCCGCCCACCUCCACAAUCCCCCAGCUUGCCACCCGCCUUCACUAUCGCCCAGCCGGAUGCCUGCCUCAGACGUAACAGGCUCACAUAUCCCAGGCGCCAAGGCACAAUUGCUGGCGCCUGGGAUUUUUCGAGCGGUAUAGAUAUACUGCAUCUUUAAAGAGUUAUUGUUUGUUUCCUAGAUUUGCAAUUUAGUGGUAAAGUAGUAUGCAACAUCUUUAAUAUGGCUCUGAUAUUAUCUGUGCCAUACUAUUCUUCAUUAACCCUCUAAAGAGAGAGGCAGUUGUUAAAGUUCUGAACCAAAAUAAAACUUAGAUUUUGUGCUAUGUGUUUGUUCCAUUGUAAUUUAUGGGGUUCUCUUUAAAAACAGCAUUGUCACUCCCUUCUUUAUGAAAUACUCAUAUUGACUGUGGUGGAUUUUUUUAACUGAAAUUCUAAUCAGUCAAAAGAUAUCCUGAAACUACUUUGUCUCCGUAUUUAUCCUACGCUUGACAAAAGGCGGGAACUAACUUUUGUCAAGCUUGUCAUUUACCCCAGCCAUCACCAGUGAUGGCUGUAGGGAAAUUAAGCUCCACCAUAGAAAGAGCUUUAUUUUCCUACUGAUGCUGAAGAUUCAAUCUUUAUGAAACAAUCUAUUUUUGAUGUAGGGGUGAGAGAGCUGCUUUAACCCCUUAAGGACACAUGACGUGUGACAUGUCAUGAUUCCCUGUUAUUCCAGAAGUUUGGUCCUUAAGGGGUUAAAAAAGUAGUGGUCUGUGAUUGCCAUCUACUGGCUGUUUUCAUAAUGACAUUCUAUGUAAUUAUGAAUGGAGGCUGUUUCCAAGCCAAUAACACUGUGAUAGGUGCUGGGCAACUUGCAAAGCCCAGCACUGAUCACAUUUGGCUUGGGAAGCAAGGAGACCCUGCCUUGGUCUACUCAGUCCAUUGGGGAUCUCGCUUAACAAACUUGUAGCCCAGAAACACCAUGACUGAGCGCGAUCGCUUAGCUGCAGUGUUAUAAAUUAAUUUAAAGGACUGUAAGCAGCGCUGUCUUCCAGUGCUGCGUAGCGCUCAAUGGCCCCAGCUGACAGAGAGGGUAUCCAGGAUAUUCUCGGGUUUCCGGGUGUGAGCAGGGAUUUAACCCUGUUCACACCGCAAUCUAUUCAUAUGCCUUUAAAUGCCUAUUUCAAAGAGCCGCUUGUAGCGCUGAUUUUCAGAACUGCAUGCAGCUCAUCAAAAAGGUUGGGGCCACUAAUAAUGGCCCCAGGUAUCGAUAAAUACUUGGGGUUUCCUGUUGUGAGCAGGGAUUUAAUCCUGAUGUGGUCAUUAUCCUUAUAGUUUAACAGAAUUGUCAUUUUACAAAAGUGCAGAUAAGCAACGGCGGUGCUGAUUAUGUGUUUUUCAAAUCCAUAAAAAGAUGUAAUGAAAAGAAUUCAGCUACCUUUGUUUUGUUAAAUCAGUUAUAUAUUGUUAUUACUAUUUAGCAAAGAACAGUGAGGCUUGGGAAAAAAAUAAUGAGCUUUUGUACCACUGUAUUUCAUAUGAUCUUGUUUCCAACAGAUAUUUCAAAUAUGCGAUGAAGGUAAAAAAGGUUAUUUAAGCAGAGAAGACAUGAAAGUGGCCAUUACAAUGCUGUUUGGUUAUAAACCUUCCAAGGUAAUGUGUUUUACAUCCAUAACCUGGUUUGUAGCUGGUGUGUGAUACUAGAUCCUUUACCUUCAGUAACUAUGUUGUAAGUGAUAACUGUGGCUUCUGCAACAAAUAUGCUUCUUGAGUAGAAACAAUGGUGAAAAUGUAAAGGAAUUGCAAUUAAAUAUAAAUUCCAUUUUAUUUGCUGCACACUGGCCUCUGUGCUUCACAUAAAGGUGUGACAGCUGCUCAGUUAUGGACUGUCACUCAAUGCUGUACACAGUGAGAGUCUAGUCACCAGCUAGCAUAAUUUAACAUGCUCAUUUUCAGCAGAGAGAACUUUAAUGGUGGUCUGCCAUGAGUUGAGCCAGCCAGCCUGAUGUGCAUUCACCCCAGGCUGACAUUUCAAUUUAUAAAUUAGAAAGUUGAUGCAGGUGGAACAAAAUGGAGUGUUGUCCCACCCCAAUGGGAUAUCCUAGGGUGAAACAAGAUGUUCAGGACACUCCCCCUGAACCUCCCAGACCAAAAGAAAAAACACCUAAAGAGUGCUUCCAAUUAGGGGGUAACCCUGGAGCUAAACUACUGACAAUGAAAACAAAAAUCCCAGUGUCACCCAAAAUUCUGGAAUACACUGGGAGGAAGCACAAAACUAUUAUAAGUGGCCAAAAAAAACUUAGACUUUAUUCUCAAUGAUACAAAAAAAUAAUGGUCCACUUAAAAAGAAAAUAUAAACAGUAUUAAAACAGGGGUAUAAGAGGUGGGUGGUGUCCACCUCUGGACAGGUAGGGAAGAGGGUCUUUACAAAGAAAAGUAGUUGGUCUGCAUCCUUAACAUAGGUUCAUUCAAACCUCCUCUGUACACUGUGUCCUAAAAUGCCAGAAAGGGAACCAGGAGGUUGCAAAAGAUAAAGGUACUACAAAUUCCCUAUUAAUAAAAAAAUCUCUUGCUGUCCUUAUAUACCUCGGCAACGUACAUAGCUAAUGCUUACCUGAACCAGUAACCCCGAACACUCAAAACGAAAAUUCAAAUGUGCAUAGUGCUACCCAAGUUACUUUCCAAUCAGACCAGCCCAUUUUGAGUUUUCUAGUCACACAAGUAGCCUGAUACUGGCAUACCCACCUAAAGGUUUUUCUUUUCAAUGGGGAUGUGUACAAUAGUGGUUUUAGCAGUAUUUGUUGUAAAUUAUGUGCUAUCUUAGUGUCCACUCUGUUUUGUUGCAUCCCUUAAAGUGAGAUGACACCGAAUUUUUAUUUAAUAUUAUUAUUAUUAUUUUAUUUUUUUUAAUUAUUUUCUACUUGGCACAAAUCUCCAAAUUAUUUUCGCUUCUAAAUUUAAAGGGAUAACGGGCUUCCUGGCUCAGUGCUGCACAGUAGGUAGCCCUGCCUUUCAGCAUGGGGACGCUGAAUCUUUCACAUAGAGAUGCAUUGAUUCAAUGCAUCUCUAUUAGUAGGUGGUGUUUGGCCCCGCCCCCAUGGGAAAGCAUUGGAUUGUCAACAAAUCGGCAGUUUUGAUGAUGUCACCAAGGGGGCGGGGUCAGUGCCGGCAGACCCGUGGAGAGCUGAAAAUAAGAUGAGUUUUAACCCAUUCUGAGGGGGCAAGAAACCUAAAUGGUGGGUUUUCACUAUAGGGUCAGGAAUACAUGUUUGAGUUCCUGACCCUAUAGUGAUCCUUUAAAGUAACACUCUUGGCACCAUAAUCACUGCAGCUUGCUGUUGUGGUUUUGAUGUGAGGAGAGCUCCAUCCCAUAGUAAAAUGUCAAGCUAUACUUAAAAGUUCUGGCAACCUACCUGGGUAUUACAGAACACAACUAUCUUCUCCAGUAAGAGAAUCUAGAUUGCUCUAUAGAGCGAUAUAGCAGCACAAAAAAAGAGAGUGAGAGAAAAAACACACCCUUACAGGUCUAGAAGAAAAGAAGGCGGUAAACAAUUUCUUAACAUAGAGGAUGCAGAAUUAACCCUGGUCCCAUCAAAACCAAUCAGCAUUCCAAUUUAUUGGGUGAAUUCACACACAGGGACACCGUUUCGACCCACACAUGCAUCUUUGUCAAGUGAUGGCUUGCAUUAGCUGUGAUUUGUAUUGGCAGUUCUGGUUCAGCUUCUUCUGCAGGAAAAGGCCUGCUGCAUGGGAUGCAGCCAUUGAUGCUCGACAGGAUCUAAGUAAGUUGUCAAACUGUACUGAAAUGAUUUGACAUUUACUAUGGAAUGGCACACUCCUGGCAGCAUAGCCACUACAACAGGCUUUACAAAAUAUUACGCAGCAAGUCUAUAACUCAUGUAAUAUUUUGCAUUCAUUAAUAGCAAUGAAUAGUAUAUGGUAUUAAGAAAAAUGUUUUGAGUUAACUAAAAAAAAGAUCUUUUAAAUAAAUGUUACCUUUAAUGUAAAUUAUACAAUUCUGAGAUGUUUGAAACAGUUAAAGAUAGCUAUAUUUUGCCACACCUUGCUAGCACUUAAUCAUCAGUGUAUUUGGAUGUGUUAAUGUAGUAUGUGUUGUAUGUAUUUUAACCACAAGAUGUCACUAGAGAACUCUGUUUAUUUGUUUGCCUAUAACUCUCUACCGUAUUUAUAUUUUUUUUGUUUUCUUAAAGACACACUUUAACAUCAAAAAUGUAUUUAUUUUUAAUGUUCGUGUUUUUAGUAGAUUUAGAUUAGGGAACCUCUUUCAAAAUCAUAUCUAGCCAUUUUAACUUGUCUUUAACCAGCGCUGAGCAGUCUCCACCGUGUAGCUGCUCCUACUUUUCUGUGAUCAUAUGUCCUCUGGUCCAAUCACAUACUUUUCAUAGAGUAAUAUUAGGGAUCUAAUAUUAUGCACGACAAUCACCUCUAUUAGUAUAUUGACUUUUUUUCCCCAUAGAGAAGCAUAAACUCUAAUGCUUCUCUUUGAGAAUUCACAACAUUCUGUGGUGUCGUGGUGUGUGUGGUCACACUGAAUGCAAAGACUUUCAAAUUUUUAAAGUCUUCACUCAGCAAUGCCUCUAAUAGCUGUCAUCCUGACAGACACAAUUGGGGUUAUGCUAAAAUGUAAACAUUGCUGUUUACCUGAAACGGCAUUGCCACACAAAUGGGGAAAGUGACUAGACAAUCUAACCACUUAAUUAAGAUGAUGGGAGUUUGGUGCUUAAAGUGUCCCUUCAACAUGUUUUGCUGAAUUGAGCAAUACAUUUUAAAUAAAGAAUAAGAAAUUAGGAAAUUAUUCAUAAAGGCUGUUUUUUUUUUCAAAGCUGGCAUGUGGAACUUGAUGUGGAACUCAUGUUGUAGAAAAAAUUAUUAAAUUAGCAUCGUCAAAGGUUUUCAUAGAGCUAGAAUCCUUAUGAAAACACACAUAGACUGCAUUGAAUGUUCAGUGCAUUUGCGGUGCAGUCAAAACUUGUCAAAGGAGUUUUGCCAAACUGCGGCAAAAGGUGACACUUUAAACAGCAUCACCCUUAUAUCUCCCAUCAGACAUAACUUGCGGUGUCUGAUGUAAGUAGGCAUCUUUCCUCGCUCUAUAGAGUAGAUGCCUUUUAUUAUCUCAAUGUGCUUGCACGUGAUGCUCUGUGGCUACCUUUUUGGUUCCACAAUACGCCCAGGGUGAAAGUAUACCAGUGUUGUGGGUCCUGGCAGAUGAGAGGCCAAAGUUAGAGACCUUUAAGUAACUAUAUCUCCAGUUCUCUCUGCUCCUGGCAAUGCCUUGCAAGUGGACAUGUCAUCUUUGUUGUGUGUGACGUUUGCAAAAAAUGUAAAGAUUACACAAAAUUGACAGUGAUAUUUUAAAAACAACCAUGUGCUUGGUAAUUAUACAUAUUCACAUUCAUUAUCUGAGUAUAUUUUAGCAUCUCCAAUGAUAAUCUGGGGACUAUGGAGUUGGGUAGUAGCAUGCAUACCUGUAGGAUAAAAUUGACAAUUAGCGCAAGAAAAAUUUAUUUUUAUUUAGCAGGUUUUGUUUAGAAAAUAAAUAAGUACAUGUAUUUUUUUUAUUUUUUAUUAUUAUUAUUUUUUACCCUUGGUAAUUUUAGUUAUACGUAAAGUAGAGCCUAGUUUUAGGGAUGUGAUUUUCUUGCAAUGGGACUCUCCAGUGCCAGGAAAACAAACCGUUUUCCUGGCACUGCAGGUCCCCUCUUCCUCCCUCCAAUCCCCCCCCCAUCCCAAGUUGCUGAAGGGGUUAAUACCCCUUCAGUGACAUACCUGUAUCCGGCGCCGAUGUCCCGACAAUAAUACCUACACCUAGGUAUUGAGAUCUGAUACAGGGAAGGAAAAAAUAAUUGAGGAAAUAUAGUAAAAAAGACAUGACAGAGCUGCUUUAAGUUUUUGUAGUUGACUUAUUUAAGAGGGAAACACUAAUUAGUUUUUUUUCUGUUUAUGUUGCAUGGGAGUAACAUAGUACCCGUGCUCAGAAUUAGUUAAUAACAUAUCUGCAGCUUUACAUUUCAAAUUGCAUUAACUAGAAUGCAUAUAAAAAGCAAAAAAGUGAAUGAUCACUUGAGGGGGGGAGAAAAAGCUUUUUGUUUUUUCUCUUCUCACUAUGGUGUUUUGUUUUACUUUUAUUUGUGGUCCUAAACAGUCAAAACUAUGGUUACAUGAACUUUUUGUUCCAUUUAUCAGGAAUGCACUUAUGUAUCAUUAGUGCUCUUAUCAGAUUGAUGGAACUUGAUGAGUGUCUAAAUGGACACUCAUGUGUAGUAAGCCAGUUUUUUUGUUUGUUUUGUUUUUUUCUGUCAUAUACAAUUUUAUAACCUUUGUGAACUGUAUUGUGCUUUUGAUGUAGAAAAAUAUCCUUUAUGGCAUCAGAUAACCCAGGAAAAAAAGACAAAUAGGAACCCUUGUAUAAAAAAUAAAAAAAAAUAAUGGUAAACAAAAAUCUAUAUUUCCAACUGAUUAAAUUAAUCUGAUAUCUUUAUAUUUUUUACCUUUUUCAGAUUGAAGUGGAUUCCAUGAUAUCGUUACUACCAAAGACCUCCGGUAAUUAUUGAAGCUGGGAUGUAAAUGCAAUGGCAUAUUUUAAAGGGGUGACCUAGAGUGUAUUUAACAUUUGUUUUGUUUUUUUGUAAAUUUUAUUUUAUUGAUAUGCCAUAAUGCAACACAAUAAGUAAUUCAUGUAAAAUCACAAAAUCAUGGCACAGCAGUAAGAUAGCAUCUUGCACAGAGCAUGAUUGAAGAUUAACUUCUUUGUUACAAGUUACCUAACAGAAGAUAACAUAAGUAUAUGGAGAGUCAUUUGGUUUUGUUUAAUACAGGUAGCAACAGCAAGCAUAAAAAAAUUUAAGGGUUAUUUCAGGCAAAAAUCCUAUAAGGAAUUCCUAAUGCUAGCAUGGCCAUUGGCACGCAUGCGCAUUAGGUCUCCCCCGCUGACUGCCGUCUGCGGGGGAGGAGCGUGGGCGGAGCCUGAACCAGUGCUGGUUUUAGGUAAGUGACUGAAAGGGUUUUAAUGUUUGUUUUGCAACAUAUUUCAGUCUUUUCAUAUAUUGUCAUUCUUGAUUCUCCCAUCCCUGUUUUUACAGCUGUAGAGUUCCACUAAAAAGAGUUAGUGAAACCUGUACAGCUCUGCUUUCGUGUGUAAACAAGGGUCUCAAUGGGUUACGUUAAGGGGGGGGGGCUGGGAUCUCAAACCCCCACUAGUGGUUUGCUAUUUCUUAUAGAAAACUCUGGGAGAGGUAUGUGUUUCAGUUUAGUUGUCUUAAUAUUGUCUGAUCAGAUUCAUUGUGCUAGAAAUGGAUGAUUUUUAAAUGGCCUGGAUAUGUAUUUUUGUUACAAUAUUAAUAAUGCAAAUGCAACCGGCAAGUUUUGUUCUUAAAAGGCUCACCCAGUUAUUGUGAGUGACUGAGCUAUAUUAAAGUCUAUAGUAUGUCACUGACUGCACACUCUCACUUUCUACCAAGAGCUAUGUGGUCAUUUUAACUCUGUAUUUUCAAAGAUCUAAGAGCCUCUCCAGAAUUUUUAAGGCAAAUCAAAGUUUUGAUGCAACCAUGUUCCUCUUCUUAAGGGUGGGUGGAAAUGCAUGGUGUUUCUUCCAAAUCUUGAUGUACACUAAUAAAAUCAGCUUUUUCUGCAUUGAAAUCAAGAGCACACAUUUUUUAUUGUGGUUUUGGAGCUGUUAUUCUCUAACCAGUUCUGGCCAAGCCUUACCACUUCAGUUGUACGUUUGCCAUGAUUGUAUGUGGCAAGAAGUUUAACAUCUAUAAAUCACAGUCAUAUCAUAAUCAUUCUGUUUCCAUAAUAAACCAGUACUGCUCUUGAUUUCAUUUCCAUGUGAAACCACACACAUCAGUAUCAUGAUAUCAUCAUAUUCUGUGUAUACAUGUCACGAUUGUUGUGUGACCCAACAUGGUAAACUAUAUUAACACAAACAACGUAUACUGGACCUUAGAAUGGCCGGGUUUAACAUAAAAGAGAAUGGUCAAAUAACGAGCCAAGGUCGGGGAUACAGAAUGAGACAGUACGAAUAAACUAGCCAAGGGUCAGGAUACCAGAAGUAGGGAAAGUCAAAAACUUAAACUAAAAAUAUACCAAGAACGCGAUCUCUGACAACCAAAAAGUGGAAACCACAACAGGGCACUGAGGAAAGGCAUUACAGGGUUUAAAUAUGCCUCUCAGUGCUGCGAUUGGUUAGUACAUGGCCUUUGACCCCAAAACGUGCGUGAGCGUCGAUAUCUUGACGUCUCACACGCCGGCGCUAUCUUUAAUGUGGGCAAUGCGCCAUUUUACAGUAAGAAUGGGACCGCAGCGACCGGCGUCCCUUAGAGCCUGCACCAGGGAGGAUCGGGCGGCACUCUGCCACGAUCCAGGUAAGUUAAGCUUUCCCUUUUCGGUGCGGCUGUGCCGAUCAGGAACUUUUAUCUUGAGUAUCGGCACUGGUCAGGCGCAUUCGCGUCAAUACAAACCCCCUGCACUGUGACCAUGCACUGUUAAUAUGAUGUUGUUAAGCAAAGAGCAGAACAGCUACAGAACACAAUAGUAAAUGCAGUGAUUUUAUUCUCAGUAUUCAGAUAAUUUUUGUUUUCACAUACAGGGGUAACUCUGGAUGAGUUUGUAAGAAUGAUGAUCACAAAGAAAGCAGCCCAGAUGAGUAUUGGGGAUGAAAGACAGAUCUUCCAAGUAUUUGAUGCCCAUUGUGAGUAUUUUAUUUCCUUUUUCAUUAACUAUGUACAUGUUUAGAGCAACCCCUGCUUCAGGGCAGGCCGACCACCUCCUUUAUUACAAAUCUUCAGAUGAAUGGUGACCCCUACUAAAAAAAGAAAAAAACAAGCUUACCAUUAUUCAUUUUAUAACCUCAUCAGGAGUUUUCUGACCCUGUAGUGUUACACUAUUUAACCCGCCUUAAAGCUAGUAAAAACUCACCUUAUUUCCAGUGCUGUGCUGGUCUGCCAAUGCUGACUCCACCCCCGAUCUGCCUCCUUGCCUGACAUAAUCAGAAUUGAUGAUCUCAGCCAAUCACAAUGCUGUCCCAUAGGAAAGCAUUUGAUUGGCUGAGUUCGUCAAUUCUAAGAUCUCAACCACUUAGCAUCUCCUCAUAGAGAUGCAUUGUAUCAAUGGAGAAAAGGUUCAGUGUCUCCAUAAUUAUGAACAUCAGUGCUGCACAAUGUGUAGCACUGCCCAAGGAAGCACCUCUAGUAGCCAUCUGAGGAGUGGCCAUUGGAGGAGUCCCUAGGCUGUAAAAAGGCAGUGUUUACAGCAAAAGUCUAUAGACACCAGAACAACAAUAAUAAGCUGUAGUUGUUCUGUUGACUAAUGUGUCACUUUAACCCCUUAAUCCCUUAAGGACACAUGACAUGUGUGACAUGUCAUGAUUUACUUUUUAUUCCAGAAGUUUGGUCCUUAAGGGGUUAAAUAUAGGGAUAAGAAGACAUUAGUCCUGUUAUAUGCUGGGCUCUGUAUUGUACGCCCAGUUCUAAAUAUUAAAGGAGCACUAUAGGGUCAGGAACACAAACAUGUAUUCCUGACCCUAUAGGGUUAAAACUACCAUCUAGCCCCCCUGGUCCCCUCAUGCCUCCCUAAAUUAGUAAAAUCUUACUUGUAUUCAAGCCUGAAGAUGCAGGCUUUGUCCCUAUUUCCUUUUGAGCUGCCCACUUGCCUGCUGACAUCAUCAGAAGUGGUAGCCUGAUCCAGUCACAAUGCUUCCCCAUAGGAUUGGCCGAGACCGACAAAGGGGCAGAGCCAGCACAAUUCAAAUACAGCCCUGGUCAGUCAGCAUCUCAUCAAAUCAAUGAAUCUCUAUGAGGAAAGUUCAGUGUCUGCAUGCAGAGGGAGGAGAUAUUGAAUGUUUGGAUGCAUUUUAGUCAGCCAUGACCCAGGAAGGAUCUAUAACAGCUAUCUGAGGAGUGGCCAGUGAAGUUAUCACUAGGCUGUAAUGUAAACACUUCAUUUUCUCUGAAAAGACAGUGUUUACAGCAAAAAGCCUGGAGAGAGAGAGAGAGAGAGAGAAAGAGAGAGAGAGAGUGUGUGUGUGUUAUAUUUUCUGUAUCUGCCACAAGUUAAACAUGAUUUUACUUUCUGGACAGAUCGUGGGUAUCUAACAAUUGAAGAUUUUAAAAGUGCGUUCAGACAUGUGGCCCCUCACUUAAGUGAACAAACUGUUCUUGAGGCAUUCAGGUAAGUGUCUUGUGACUGAGAUAUUGAAACAUAGACUGUGCCAACAGGUAGGUACUCAUUGGCAUAUCUAGCCUCUAUUGAAGGAAUCUAAUACUUGGUUUACUUAUUAAUGUUUCUCAAUAUACCUAAAUAUAUUUUGUGGGGUGAUCAUUAGUUGCUUUGAUUUGGUGACUAAAAAAGACCAUUGUUACAUCUUGUUGAUGUCGCUGAGUGUUCACCAUUCAGUGCCAGUGUUGUGUCCAUUGCUUUGUCUUGCAGCGCAUUGAGCAUACUUCUGCUCAACAAUGGGUUAACUAAAGCAGUACUAAUAAUAAAAACAAACAAACCUGCAAAAUGGCAGAUUUGUUUAAAUUCGCUGAUGAGUUCACAUUUCUAUUACUUUGCUGAAAAUCUAAUCCCUAGUAUCUAGACUUUGUUUAUUGAGUUAUUGUGUCAACUGUAUAAAUUAUGAUGUAAAUCUAUCAAAUAAAGAUGUUUUGAUUUUUUUUCCAGAAAACACACAUAGUUAAUUACUGUAACAUUUUAAACAAAUAGCUUUGAAACAUAUUGAAUUAGCUACCCACAUUUGUAUGUGCCUACUUUUUCAUAGUUUGGAAGAAAAGAGUAAAAACAAAAAUAGUAUUUCUUUAUUUACACAUAGCCCUUUAAGGGCCACUGACAUUUUGACCACUUGGUAUAAAGAUUUUACCGGUCCAUUGUGUAUCUAGCACAUUAUGCACUAACUAAAACAUACGAUUCAUUGCUUUGGAAAAUGGUGUGUGAUCAUCAUGUAAACCGUCUAACUGCUUUGAAACUGGAUCAGUAAAAAUCUACCAGCUAUUAAUUUACAUGUUAUUGUUUGAGACGGCUAACCUUUGUCUAUUUGGCAGCACUGAAAGGGAAAGCAGAAAUUCCUUAAAGCCAAAUCCUGCUAACAAUACAAGUAAUUUGGCCACAUAAUGAAGAGACAGUAGGCAGACUUAAGAUGCUGGAGAUCCUGCUAGUUUCUGUCAGUGCUAUCAGUCUGACAAUCAUUAGAUGGGCUGCACCCAUAGCCUCCAUAAUCUCUAAACUAAACUGUAGUGGUUAUGGUAUUUGAAUAUUCCAUUUAAUGUGUUGUGUUUGUGGUGAGAAAGUAUUUCCAUCUGUCGAGAAUAAGAUUGGAUGACUGGCUAGACUAUCAGGCUUGUUUAACAAAGUGGGAAUUAUUGUAAAUUGCAAGUUUAAAGACACACUAUAGGCACACAGACUAACUGGGUGUAUUGCAUCUGUCCUCCUGCUUAUAAUUAUUGCAAUUAUUGAGGAACUGCAAUAAUACCUGUAAUAAUAACUCUACCUUUAGUGGAUGUCUAGAAGAUAUAUACAACUGUGUUCUACAAGACAGCCACUAGAGGCACUUCUGGGUUGUUAGGCAACUUACGGUCACCUAACUGACACUGUACAUCCUCAAGCUAUGCAUGAGGACAUCCAGCGUCGGCUAAAACACCAUAAGAAAGCAUUGAUUCAAUGCCUUCCUACAGGGUUAUCUUAAUGCGAUCUCUGCGCAUGCUCAUUAGGUACCCAAUGUCAAAGGGUGGAGCGAAGGGACAUUGGCGCUGAGUUCAGGUAAGUGACAAUAGAGAUUUGAACCCUUUCUGCACUGCGGACGGGGGGGAGCGUGUGAACAAGGGCGACAGUACAGGCCAGGAAUAAAAUUUUGUAUCACUAGCCUAAAGUUUCCCUUUAAGGCUUAACUGGUCAAAAUGGAAUCAUAGUUGACUUGGACAAUUUUUCCAGUUCAGCUACUUUUGUCUUUGUAUUUGAAAUUAACUUUGAACUUCCAACAGUUUUUAACAGUGAAGAUCUGAAUAUCCCACAGAUUAUUGCUGUACUGGAGUUCAUAGCAUAUGUGCAUCUAUCUUUGCAUUCUCCAUCUGCACUGUACAACAUUCACGCGAAUAAGCAGCGGAUGCCCCUUUAGUAGUUUUAAAACAUGAAGAUACUCGCACAAGUAAAAUAUAUACUGCAUGGUGAAAUUUAAACCACUUUUUAAUAAACUGUGUAGCUGAUGCAAUAAAAAAAAAAAUGCAUAUAAUUGAUCCCACAUAAGAUGAGGGGAACUGCUGAAUAAGCUUAAAAGCAUAUAGUAUCUACAGCUGUGUGCCUUACACACAACUUGAGCUAUCUCUUCCUCUGGACAGAUCAUGGACAUUAUAGCAGGAAGUCAAAGUCUUUCUUUGUUCUGAGAGUGACAGUGGGCAGACGUAUAUCUGUAGCAGUUUUUGCAAAUCAAGGAAGUUAUAAGGCACCUUUUGUAAGGGAGAUUGAUUACUCUGCAUCCUAACCUUUGCAAUGGUGCAAAGUUUUCAUAGUGUUUACAGUGGCACUUUUACAAGCCGAGUGAAUGAAAUGUCUUGCAUCUGGGUCUGCUCGUAGAUUAUACAGUUUCCAUCAGACAUUUGAGAGCUGCAGAUAAAUGCUUGCAACACUAUUCUAAACAAUUGAACGUUGAAAACAUUCUUGACUAUAUUUCAAAGUCUGUUUUUAUAAAUCUUUUUUUAAUGCGUUUUUUUCUAAAUAUUUUAAUGACCUAUUUUUUUUUGUCUUUGCUACGGGACUGUCAUUGAAAAUGUAUGAACUGAAAACAACAAACUGAGGCAAAAAGGCCAGGAUAAAGAGUUUUUCCAAGUCGUCUGCCUUUACCUACAUUUUUGCAAUCGUGUUUUCCAUUCACUACAAUACAGUAUUUAUUGAAUAACCUCCUGUAUAAACUACUCCUAUAAAAGAUCUCUGUAUCAGGACUUUAGUGUCUGUUAUCCUGUUUCACAGUGCAAGUUUAAUUAUCCAAAUAUUCCUCAACUGUUUAACCCUUUAGGGGUCCAUUAGCACAAAUAUCACUCACAGCAUGAUAAGGGUUAAGAUUAAUAAUGUACUCUAUGAUGGACACACAAGGUAUGCAUACAUAUGUGCAUGUAAUUGGGAAUACAGGGAAGUGUGUGUAGAAUAUAGUGUUUCUUUUUCUUUUCUUUUUUUUUUCUCGUCCAACUAGCAACAUCUAAACCACCAUAGCAACAAUAAAAGAUCUUCAAGCUAUCACCAUAUCUGUAAAUAAGCAGUGGAAUAUCAGUCUGCAGAAUGGGUAUAAAAUUAACAUGAACAAGUCCGAUCAAGAAGUACCGAGAAAACGCAGCAGCCAAUAAACAUAAUGUGCUAAACUGGAGAUCACAAUUUUAUUGUGAAUUCAUUAGCAUCCUUAGGAGGUGUCGGCGAAAAUGUUUUAUUGCAUCAUUAUAUUGUUUUAUUAUCUAUUCACAAUCCACCCUAACAGCUUCUGCACACUGUUAGAUAAACAGAAGGUCAAAUGGCAGGUGUGCCUCCAAUUAUUUUACUUCAUUCUAUACUAAUAAUGACCUCAUUGUUUUGUGCUUCUUUUGCCAUAAUUAGAAACAGAGGAAAAUUAUCUGUGGGUACAGCAGAACAGCGGAGAUAUUGUGCUUUCUCUGCAAGUUAGAUUUAUGAACCUGUACAGAGCAGCCAAAUGAAUGUAAAGCAUUCAUCUUCCCAGCACCAGUUGCCAUGGAAACCCCAUACACAGUGCGGUGUCAUUUCACCUCCGGUGAUUCCUGCAGUAUAUAUAUUUUUUUCCUCCUUUUUCUUUUCUUUGUUCUUAAGAAGCUGCCUUGCAAUCUCUCAUCGCAAGACAAUUAAUCAUUUGCAUGAGUUUUAACAAUUCAUCUUCCUCAUAAUGCAUUCAUAAAUGUCUCUUCUAAAAUAAAAGAUAGGUAUGGGAAGUGCGAUGUUUCAUAUGGAGCAACUUUGGUUUAAUAACUGCUAAACAGUUUAUCCCUUUGUUUUCACUUUAAAACCUGCUUUGUUUCUCUUGUAUUUGUGGAUACAGUUUUACUUCCCCAGACCUGCAGAUUAGACGAACCAGCACACAAAAAUCCAUUAAAAUAUUUUUUUAAAUAAAACGUUUGUACAUAUAUAUAUGUAUAUAUAUUUUAUAUAUUUUAUUUUCUUUAAUUCCUGCUUACGCUACCUGUGUAGUUUUGUUUGCGGUGUCCGUUUUUAUUUUGUUAGUUUUAUUUAUUUUUUUAGACCAUAUGCUGGUUUAUAGAUAACUGCAAACAGGUCCAAAAAAAUCACUGCGACAGUAUCAAGCCCUGUUUUGUUUUUUCCAAACAGAGCUGGCUCUCUUCCAUGUGAUUCUGUCUAACACCUCCACUUCCCUCUUGUUUUAGUAGUGAAUCCAGACACCGAGAGGAUACAAUUUUAUUGCACUUAUCUCCAUUUUGUUCUUUCCUUGCAUAGCUGAAAUUGGCUGUCAUUUAGAGUCUGCUAUAUAUUACUUAUCUGAAGUCUACCAUCAAUAAACCAUGAAUAUAUAUUCUUGUCACUAGUUGGUGCAAUAGACCUGGCAUACUUAUAGACACCACUACUUUGGAAAUGGUAUAAAAGCCUUACUGUAUAAAAACAAAACAAAAAACUUAGUUAAUGUGCGACACUGUUGCUAUGUGCAAACUGCCUAAGCAAAGAUAUAAAUCACACAUUUUUGCAAAAUGUUUAUGGUUAGGUGUUACAAAGUUAUCAGCAUUUUGCAGCAAUGUCUUGCUUUUUAGAAGCAGUUAUGUGACCAUGUGUAUACAAGAUAUUUUUAGUUCAUUUUGGGUACUCUAUGGGUUUCACAGUAAUCUAGUUGGAAGAAAGACUCAAAUCCAUCCUUUAAAACCUAUUCCUUUAUGCUGUUGACACAAAAGAAGGCAAAAAAAAACUAAAAACAAGUGUGCGAUUGCAACUGUGCCGCAAAAAGGGGGAAAAAAUAAUUAUUGACUAGAUAAUGGCAAUCAGAUUUCUCCUUGGAUCAACAACUGGUUCACAUAAUAUAUCCUUUUGCAAAACUAUCCAGACCUUUUUUAAAACGAUCUAUUGAAUAUGAUAAGACCAACCUCUUUAGGUAGAGAAAUCCACAUAUGUGAAGAAACCUCUCCUCUGCUGUUAGAAAAACACAUUUCUUCCAUUCUCUGGGUGACCUCUUGUCUGUGGUAUGUUCCCGCUAAUGAACAAGUUAGCAUAUAGCGGUUUGUACGUAGCCUGUAUGUAUUUGUUUAGUGCUAUUAUAUCCCUUCUGGGGGGCCUUUUACCUCCUAUAAGUUCUAAUACCACAACCAAAAAUUAAAAUUCUUAACGUGCAUUUAUAUAGCUAUUUUUAUUUCCAUAUCUGCCGUCACCUGCCUGUAAUUUAAUUAUAUGUUUACCAUUUUUCCAGUUAGACAAAAAAGUGUGUUAUACAAUUGAUUUCCAUAUAAGUUCCUAUAGUAGCAAAAAAGGUUUGCUAAGGGUAUGCAAACUUUACCUGCGAUCGUCUGAUCAGGCUUCUAUUAAGGGUUUAUAAAAGCGGCACUAUCACUGUCUGGGGACUUUGCCAAAUUCGCAAAGACCCCCAAAUGUGACAACACCACUGGGGGUCCAGUGGCCGGGGGGUGUGCGGGGGUGGGGGCAGAUAAGGUAAGUUUUUGUUACCUGAACCCGUCCUUCGUGGGCACCACCAUCUUUCCCAACCUGCUCCUCUUCAAUAUAUGUGCAAGAAUUGAGGUCUGUAAAGGUCCUCCAUAGACACAGCCAAUUCUCUGCAUUCAUCACUGGUUGACAUUUGUUCUGCCCUGAGUCUAAGAAAGUCAGGCAGAGGAGAAAUACAGAGACAAAUUAGUCCCUACUUUACAGUAAUAUUCCAAUCAUAAGUCAUUAUUUCAUAAAGAUUCUACUUCUUACCAUCUAGCAUGGAAACAGUUUUUAGCGUUUCUCUUCUUCUGUUACUCUUUAUGGGAGACACUAAAGGUACACUAAGCAGCAAACCAACUUAAGCUUAAUUAGGUCAUAUUGGUGUUUAGAUCAUGACCUUGCAGUCUCACUGCUCAAUGCACUGUCAUUUAGGCAAACCACUUUGUUUAUGCAGCUUUAGCCACACCUCCCCUUGUUGUGAUUCACACAGUCGUCCUACACACUUGAUGAAGUCUUAAUUUAAUUUUUUUUUCGCUUCGCUAUUGCACAGUGUGCUUCAUUAAAACAUUCUUGCUUUGUAUUACAUACUAGAGCCUACAAAAUCCUAUGUGUGAUUAUUGUUCAAUUAACAGAAAAAGAGAUACAAACUUCGCUUUACAAAAUAAAAUAAAAAAAUCUGGAUGCUCUGGAUGCCAGGGGAAGUAUGACUAGGACUGCAUAAACAAAAUGAUUAAACUCCUAAAUUGCAAAGAUUUUUUUUUAAUUAAGAUUUUUAUUAUUAUAAUAUUUAUAUAGCGCCAACAAAUUCUGUAGCGCUUUACAAUGGAUGGACUAACAAACAUGUAAUUGUAACCAGACAAGUUUGACUCACAGAAACAGAGGGGCUGAGGGUCCUGCUCAAUGAGGUUACAUGCUAUAGGGAGUGGGGUAAAAUGACACAAAAGGUAAGGGAAGUAUUAAGGAAGUAGAUUGGUAGAAUAAUAUUCAAGGAAAAGUUAGUGUGGGUUUCUUUUGGAGCCAUUAACCGUUUAAUUGAUAUGCUUUGAAGGAGUGGAGACUGGGUGAGCGUCUAACGGAAAAGGGAAAGGAGUUCCACAGGAACGGUGCAGCCCUAGAGAAGUCUUGGAUACGAGCAUCAGAGGUGGGAGUGUAAACAGAGGAUAGACGCAGAUCUUCGGCCAAGCAUAGGGGCCUAGACGAGACAUACUUGUGUAUUAGGGAGGAAAGAUAGGUGGGAGUAGCGUUAUGUAAAGAUUUGAAAGCAAGAAUCAGAAUUUUAUAUUGAGCUUUAUAUCUUACUGGAAGCCAAUGCAGGGACUGACAGAGUGAUGAGGCGUGGGAGGUGCGGGCAGACAGGAAGAUGAGCAUUGCCUCCGCAUUCAUUAUAGACUGCAAUGGGGCAAGUUGGGAGCACGUAAGACCACUGAGAAGUGAAUUGCAGUAGCCAAGACGAGAGGACAGUGGCAUGGACCAACACCUUAGCAGUAUCUGGCGUUAAGUGGGGGUGGAUGCGCGCAAUGGUUUUUUUUUGGGGGGGGGACUGGAGUGGCAUGAUCUCUAAACAAAAACUUCUUCAAAAACUAGAAACUUUGUAACAGUCCUCUACUGUGAAAUUUUGUAGCAUGUUAAUAGUCAUGAAUCUCUUACGAUACCAAAAUCCAUUUUAAAGAUCACCAGUUUUAACACCUUGCAUGGCUUCAUGUCCAUAUGGUUAUCUUUUCAGGAAGUAUUUGUAGCAAACAUGAAAUUAUAUCCUUAUAAUUUUGUAUGAUUCUUACUACAUGAUGAGGUGAACUUUUGUUCGUUUUGUCAGUUGAAGUCCAUUGAAGGCUGUGUGACGGACUGCCGUCACUGAGUACCAUGCCCACCGCUUAUUCUCCCUUGUAUCGUGUUUUCCCUAUUUAUUUCUGUGCCUUUCGUGUAUUGUGCCCUGUUCCCCAUUUGGGAGAGUUCAUACGAAAGAAACUCAUUUGUCUCCCGAACGGUGACUGUCCAGAUAUCCCAUUUAGAAUGCUCAAAAGAAAGUUCCGAAACCGCAAGGGAAAUCACUGAGUGCUCCCUCAACUAUACGAACUGGCGGCCACUUCAUAUUCCGAACGUGCUUGUCCUCACGGUUUCAGGUCCUUGUGUCGGGGAUCGCCCUACAUGCUCCUAAAGGAGCCAUAAUCACUGCUUCUCCCUUCCCGGGAGCUGCGAGGCCAGGCUCGUAGCUGCCCAGAGAGCGCUCUCUCUGGUGCUACCUAAGUGGAGGUAUCCACCGGAGAGUGACGGGGGACCCCUGGAGCUGUGAGUCGGCUUCAAAGCCGCGGAAUUCUGCUGGCAGCUUGGAAGUCCGUGCCGCCCAAUAGGAGAUGGAGCUCCCAUUCAAACUGGGUUCGCACCAUUCUCCUGAUAGGCCGGCACGAAUGAGCACCGAUUGGUCGCAGCAGGGGCGCAGGUGCCCAAUAGGAAAAUUUGUGCCCAUUCAAAAGGGAUUUAGCGCACUUUUUCCCGAAUGGGCGGCGAAACACCUCUGCUUCCCGAGCGCCGAUUGGGGCAAACGGGUUUCGUGCCCUUUCUACUUAUUUGGCGUCGAAAUACCUCUCCUUCCUGAGCUCUGAUUGGCGCAAAUUGGUUUUGCGCCUUUCCCCUGAUUGGUCAUUGCUUGGUUUGGGCGCAAAGUAUGAAUUGACCGGCAUAAACCAAAACUUUGGACGAGGAUUUCUCGGGCUCUGUAUAUUCGAUAGCCACGCUAUUUGCAGGGAUCCUAGCUGGGACCCAGGGCUAUCCAGGGAUAUGUUUUACAUGUGUUUCCUUCCCAGGGAACGGAGCCCCUAAGUGUUCGCCAAUGUAUAUGAUGUGCUUUACUUUUUUACUGUUGGUAUCUCCCAGGGCGGGAGAUGGCUAUCUGUGAACCAUCCCCCUCCAGCCUGAGACUGAGAGAUUUUUACUGAAAAGACCCUGUGGGGGUCUGAGUAUAAAUUGCCUGUACCAAUAAAUAAAGCAUUGUUGGUUAGACUCCCAGAACUGUGUCCUCGUUCACUUACUGGGGGGGAAGAAAGGGUUAAUCACUGUGCCUGCUGUUCCAGCGUGUGGAGGAUGCUGCGGGGAAAGUCCUUGUAAGGACUAGAGCUUCCAAGGACUGACUGCCAUCCAGUCCCUGGGAGCGAAUAGAGCUAGUUCCCCUACCCUGUUACAGCUAGGAAGCGGACCCCUGGCGGAGGUACCCAGACGGAGUACAGGGAUGUCCGUCACAGGCUGAUUUCCUUAAUCUCAGCCUUCUCGGUUCAUGAAGACCAACUAUUUAAAUUGAAUAUAUCCUCUAACAUUUUGAGGAAACCAUGGUGAUAUUUAGUCAAAUAUAGACUUCUGAUGUUCCUAAAAGUACAAAGCAAAGUCAUCAAAUCCCUUUUGUAAGGGCUAUGUUCAGUGAUAAAGCAAUUGGACAAACAUGCACAUCUGUAGGAGAAGACUUCACAACAGUUAUCCAUAAUGAAAAUCACAUCAAUUUAGUCCUAAAUGUCCAUCAACUUAGAAAUGAGAUGAUCAAUAUUUGCUUUGAACUUUACGGAAGACAUUUUAUUGAGAAUCAAGACUGUGGUAGAUCCCUUUUCUGGUGAGGAAAUGCAGCUAAUCUGGAGGAUCGGGUGUCUCGAAAACACCUGUUAACCUGAAUGGGAACCUCAGUAUGGAAGAAAUGAUUUUCUUAGAUGCUAUAGUCCUUAAUGGAACUCUUUUCUUUAUAACCUUUUAAUAUUCAGCAGAUAAACGCUUUCAAGGCCAUUUCUCACUUUAAGUCUCCUGUAGGGAAGUAAUUUGAAAAUUCAUUCAGACGACACAGCUACUGUUGCUUGCAUCAAUCAUCGGACAAAAACAAGAGAAACCAACCGUCCUUGAGGUGUUCUCAUUUUUAAGAUUGGCUGCAAUGAAGGUAUCCGUGUUCUCUGCCUGUCACAUUGCCUGCGACUUCAGUAGAAAAGCGGAUUUUCUAAAUAAGCCAAAGGCAGCGCCUACGGAAUGGAAGUUGAAGCCAUAUGUCUUUAUCCAAAUCAUCCACACAUUAUAUCUUCUUGGAUAUAGACCAAAUGGCACCCAAACAACCGGAAACAGAAGGUUAAUUUAUGUGCGGCAUGUUUAACACUUUAAAUGUUUCAAUCCCUUCUACUUGGCUUUUGAUUUUGGAAUAAUGGGAAUUCAGAGGAUCUAUCACUCUUCCUGCUAGGUAUUCAGUAUGUUCCUACAACCACUUGUAUCUAAUUUUCAGGAUCUAUAAUGAUGUCACAUUUGUGGCUAUUUGCCUCCUUCCAUUUCCUUACAGUAACUUCUCCUUUUAGUAUUGUGCUUAGCUACUACAGCAAGUGGUCUUGAGGUGUCCAGCAACAUGCUGUGUUAAGUGCCGUUUUUCUAUAUGCCAAGCAUUGUGCUGAGAUAUUCUGGAAAGAAAGUUUAAUGAAAUGAUCACCUUUUCCCUUAUCCUAAACAUUGCCGUAAGUCUGAAAACAAAUGUAUUACUGAUUCCAUAAGACAUUAAGAAACUGUCACGGGGUCUUACCCCAACUUUGCGAAUCCCACAAACCGGUUCUAGAUAAACGUAUUUUCGGGCCUUGGAGUGGCCGAACUUAACGUAAGAAAAAUAAAGACAAAGACGGUAAUAGCCAAGGUCAGGAAUCUAGAAAUACAGAUAAACAAAAUAACAUGACAGGUCAGGAUACCAGAAAUUCUUAAAGACCGAAACAAGCUGGGUCAGGAUACGAGAAAUACACAAUGUUACAUACACGCCAAGGUCAAUAUUUGUCAGGAUUACAGUAUGAUUCAGCACAUAGAAUUGUGUAACACAGAGUACUGAUAGGUAAUGUAUACCGGACCUUAGAAUGGCCGGACUAACGUACCAAAGAAUAGUCAGGAAUAGCCGAGGUCAAGUGAUACAGAAAGAGACACAACGAUAAGGAAAAGCCAGGGGUCAGGGAUACCAGAAAACAGGGAAGUCAAAUAACCAGAAUUACCAGAAUCAAUAACGCGCUCACUGACCACCACCACGACAGGGCACUGAGCAAGAGGAGAACUAGGCCUAAAUAAGUCAAAUAACCAGAAUUACCAGAAUCAAUAACGCGCUCACUGACCACCACAAGGGAAACCACGACAGGGCACUGAGCAAGAGGAGAACUAGGCCUAAAUACCCCAGCUGUGGAUCUGAUUGGUUGUAACCGGCCUUUGAACCCAAAGGCAGUUACCAGGUUCCUAUUUGCAUGAUUGCUGCUCAGCACAAACCCUCCUGUGAAUUGAUUGCUGGUUGGCACAACUUUUCCUGUCAGGACAGUAAUGUUGCUCGGCACAACUUUUCCUGUCUGAACAGUAAAUUCCAUUAAUCACAUUUUCAUAAGCGGAUGAAUACGUGACAAUAUCAGAAUAUAUCAAGAGAGACUUACUAUAAGCACUAACAUCGAUAAAGGCAGAAACCACAAUGGAGCAAUGAACAAGUGACCAAAUUAACUUUUAUUUAGGCUAAAACACUUUCUGAUUGGUCCACAUUAUCUCUGCAACUCCAACUUGAUUGAAUAUGGUGUCACCUAGAUGACGUGGUCAGUUUAAGGGCGGCGUGACAUCACAUUUUUUUUUUUUUUUUUUAAAAUACAUGAAUGAAUAGAUAAAUGAUCCUACAGGGAAGAAAUGUCUAUGUGGUUUUCGGCUCGUGUGAGCAAGGGGAGUGAGAAGUUUGUUGUGCCAAAUGGUAAUUAUGAAGUAUUCCCUGUUCAUGUUGUGUGGUCGCUCUACCUGAGGAGGGGAGGUGUGCGGCUGUGUGAAGUGUUCAGCUUGUGUGUCCCGACAAAUGGAGCAGCGUUGUCUCCAGUAGCAGGAAAGUUUGUUACACAAAUUUCUUAUUAACCUCCUUUUAUUUGUUUCAGUUUCUACUUCCUUCUCCUAUCGCCCCUUAUUGAAAGAGUAAAGAAGACAGGGAUGUAAAUAGGAUGCCAAUACAAAUAAAUGUGUAGUUGUGCUUGCAACCAGGGGAUUCUUCAAUGCUAAAGAGAAGAUUAAUGAAGAUGUAUCAGGCAUUUUAUACCACAAUUCAGUGCAGUAGUGGUGUCUCAGUGGGGACUGAAAGGGCUGACAGAUCGUAAGCAGGAACUGAAAUAUGCAGUCUUUAUUGAUAUGUUGUAUGGAUAACCCGCCUAGGUAUGCGAAUAAACUGACAAAUAUGGAAUUUUUUUUUAGCUCUGUAUCUGUUACAUUUUUUCUAAUGACUUUUGUUGACAGAAUAGUAUUUCAUGAAAUACAUAGAUUGUUUCUGCUUUAUUGAUUAAUGUGUUUUUAGACCAAUGAUUCCACUUUAAAUCUUUUAAAAGAUUCAGUAUUCUGGCUUUCAAUAUAGAUUCAAUAUCUGAAUAACCAUCUUUGACAUGACAAGUUCUCAUUUAAGGAUAGUGAUAAAUUACACCACUAUACUGACCUAAUUAUUAACAUACUGAUUUUUGAAAAUAUGAGCUGGGCAUCAGCAGUUGUUGUAAUCAUGUAAGUAAUAUGGUUCAACUUCCAUAAAGGGUUACUCCAACCACCAUAACUAUGCUGCAAACUGUUUUACAAUGACAUCUGCUGCAGAAGCCAAUCCUGCUGCUCGUUCAUUGGCUGAGAGUGUCAUCUAAUGUCUGUCAGCCAAUGAAUGACAUUCUAUGCAAAGAACUACUUACAGGGUAGACAUUAGCCAGCCUGGAACUCUUGUUCUGAGCUGUCCAAUGACAUUGCCGGGGGCAGAGUUACACCUGUGGCAGCAAUGGGGUUAAACUCAGUAUGUGCAUCAUUUCAUAGCAAAAUGCUGCUCAUACAGACUCAAGACACCAUGACCACUACACAUCAGUGACAUGUUCAUGGUACUUGAAGUGAACUUUUAAGCUUUUUUAAGUUUGGCCAAUAACCAAGAAGGGCCUUGUGAGAAAUGCACAAUAAGACAAUGUUAGUAUUAAUGAAGUUAAUUUAAAAUCUGACUGCAGUAGCCAUUUCAAUGCAUGCCUGGUUAGUAAAAUGAGGCUGCGGGCAGAAAAUGCAUUUAUUUAAAGAUAAAAUCACAGUCCAAAACCGUUUUCUUUUCCCUUUUAUAUCUAUCUGCAUCUGAUAUACCCUGGGAAGCCAAGUCUUAGUUUUGCUCAAAAAAAGAAGUGUUUGAAAACAGAACUAGGUUCAGAUACAGAAAAACUGAUUACGUAUGGGUUAAUAAGGUUAAGCUGUUGUACUAUGUUUCUGAAACAUCUGUAUUUACAAGUAAGGAUCUGUGCCGAGGCAGUUUUUGUGAACGUCAAAGUACCUUCUCAAAGAUAGCCAAAAUGUCAUACGGUACACUUUUUUAAUUACCCAUCGUUGUUCAUACAGUGCAAGGGGGCACUCUUAAUCUAGUAUAUAAGGAUUGAUCUAUCUCUUCAUAGGGUAGUAUAUUGUACACCUCUUUAAGGCUGGAGAGUAAGGUGAAUCAGUCUCCAUUAUGGUCAGACAGAAUAACGAUCCUGUGGACUGAGAUGCCUCAUUGUUUCCUUGUUGUUUAUAAAGUCACUUUACCAUUUGUGGAAACAAAAAUCAUCUAAUAUCUGCAGUUCCGUGAAAUCAUGCAUUCAAAAAUUUGUAUUCUCCUCCCUUUACUUUUAAUUAAUAUCCAGCAAUCUUCUCCACAUGAACCAAAAGUGCCAAAAUGUCACCUGAACGGUUUUAUUUAGUCAGGUAAAGUAGUACUGUUACUUCCUAGUAGUUGGCUCCAUUGAGCUAAAUUCAAGAGGCAAGUAACUGCCUAGAAUGCUUGCAAUGCUCAUUGGAAAGUCUGUGAAUGUUUGUGACUUGAUUGUCUUUUUUUUUGUGUGUUCCUUUAAAAUCAAAGCAACAAAUGUCCAUAUGAAGUUGUGAUUGGCACCCCCGUUCUAAAUGGUGCUUGGCUAAGUAGUUGGUAUGCUGAAAUUCCCUGGUUUUAUUAAAGCUUCCGUACAAACGGGUACUGGAAAUGAACACAGUCAAAGUAAUUGAGUAGGUGAUUAGCUUCUACACUGGAUGGAGCCCUUCUUCAGAACUCUUAUGUUUUUCCUGGAUUGCAACAGGAAGGGGUAUUCUAUGUGUUUGGUUUUUGAUGGGGUUCUUCCUUCCUCAUUCUUCAUAGCUAGCCAUUAAAGGAAAUGACAUUGAGCUACUUUUUACUUUAUGAAGUAACACAUCCCCAGAGCAGAAUAUAUAUGAAAAGUAGUCGAACCAAGCUAAUCUUUCUAAUUACUCAUGAGUCGAAGUGUCUGACGCAUUACCAUGAUGAUAAUAAUAAUUGACUUGAAUUCACUUGGCUAGUUUUUAAGUACCACAAUGUUGCUUAGGACCCGAACUUCGCCUCUUCGUGAUCACGUUGUCAUUUCUGCAAAAUCUAGUUCAACCUAAAAAGCCUUUUUCUCCCCAAUAGUCAAUAAGAAGUGUGAAAAUCGUAAGAUUACUGUAAAGAAUACACAGUUCUGCACCAACCCAAAGCUAGUAUAGGAGGAGAAUUCAAAAAAUUGUGACUUUUUUCUAGGGAUUGUUUCCCUUUAAAUUUUGUGUACUUUACAAUCCUAACCUGAGGAGUAUGGGCCAGAACUGGUGGAAAAAUACUGGUUAGUACAGUGGUCAGGCAUAAUAAAAUGGCUCAAAGAAGGAGGGGAGUGAAAGUGUCUGAUUGCAAGCAAACAGACAGACAACCCAGUGUCCAUGCACUAGAUCUACUUGGAAUUGGUAAGUAACACCGCUCAAGUAGUCCAGAGGUCAAAAUAAAACAAAGAACUUGCUGAGUACAACUAAAGGACAAAGCUCUAAAUCAUCCUAUGCAAAGCAGCCAAAACUAUGAAAGUGUGCUAUGGUCAUAAGAAGGAGAAUAUUAUUGUGUGGUUCUGGUUUGCAACAUUCUUGCAUUGAAAAACUGACUUGUGCAAAAAAUCCGUGUUAGUCCCCUUUAGAAAAAUGUAUCCCUGUUUUAAUCUGUUGAAAUUUUGGGAGUUAUGCCAAAAUGAUCAAUCUUUUUUGUGUUUUCUUCAAUUAUUUGAUUAGGCAGCUGUGUUUAAAUGGGAACCUAUUCUUCUUGGACUUUGUGGUCCUUUAGUGACCCUCUUGGGGAGACCGCUUUAUCUGAUUAGUCUGUGUGAAAAUAUGUGCCAUUGAGUUCAUCUGACUGUGUGCUUAUCUGUUGGUGUAUCAACACUUACUGUAUGAAAGGAAGUCCAUUCAAACCUAGAGUAGGGACGGUGCUAAUCUGAAUUGAUCAUCCAAAUAGAGUCGAAGAGCAAGGUCAAGAUCAGUUUUUCUUAACCCUUGGUUCUGGACACAAAUCUAGCUGCGUCACUUUGUUAAUUUUACAGUCAGAGUAUGGGUAGCUAAACUAAUAUGAUAUAUUUAACUUGAGACCUUGUCAAAAAAGGUUAAGAACCAAUGAAUGAAUGGGCCAUGCUUAGAGGACUUAAAGGGGAACUGUCAAUUGCAGGAUAUAUAAUUUGUAUUUACUCAAACCCUGUAUUUAACAAAUAUGUAAUUGUAAGGUGGGAAGAACAAAAUGACAUGUAGCAGGAGUGUGGAAAUUUAAAAACAAAAAUAAAUCUGCUUGUUCUAGGGACUAAAUGGUGACCCCCAUCUAAUCGUCCAUAACGGCAAUCUACGUUAUCUGACAUGCUCAAUAAUUUUUAUUUGGGGUACCUAACUAGAGUCCUGGACAUAGACAGGGUUAUUCACUAAACUCUGAAUUUUUGUGCAUUAAAUCCAAACAGAAAAACUGAGAUAAAAACGGCUGACUUGGAAAGAUUCAAAAACUCAGCAUUAGCUACAACUUUUUGCAUCAGUUUUUCCAUUCCGAUUUAAUUUGUGAAAAGUUUAGUGAAUAACCCUGAUGGUUUCAGACUUUGUCGCCCUCCCAUUAGUGUCUCAGCCCUAACUCAACAAUUAGUGUGUCUGCUCCAGAUUGCCCCAAUCUCCAACCUGUCAGGAAGCAGACAUUGCGAUAUGUCCCACCCGCUUCACAAAGAUUCUGGCAGGAAGUGGAGCCAGAGGCUGGACAGAGGGAAAGACAGCAGCUUGGUCUGGCUACAAAGUAAGGUGGUCCCCUGAGGAUUUCAAGUACUCUGCCUGUCAGACCACAUGCUCCCUGUAGUAACCAGAAUUAGCAAAAAACCCUGACCGUGACAUCGCUGCUGGGGAGUCUGGUGGCCAAGGGGGCAAAGAAAGGUGAAUUCUACUUACCCAAACCUGUCCCUCGCCGGCGCCAUCUUCUUCUUAUAAGACCUCUUGAGAACCUGGUGCUUCAGCCAGGAGGCGACGUCACUGCUGCACUCUCGUGCAUACAACAUUGAGGUCUAUAGAGUAUCCCUCGAGACAGCGGGAUCCUCCAUAGAUAAAGAUAAUUCGCUAUAGCUGUCACUGAUGAUGGCUGCUGGAAUUGACACUACUUGAUUGUGCUAGCUUUGGCCAGUGUGUAGAAAUGUUAGGGGUAGGAGAAAUACUGAUACAGUAUAUUGUCUCAGUAUAUCUCUUGAAUGGGUUGGAAUUUAAGGGAAAAUACAUUUCCAUAAAGAUUCUAUCUUUUUGAAAUAAUAAUUACAUUUUUGGCCAGGGAGGUGUGACAGUGCUGCUUUUACGUAAGUUAUAGAUGUUUUUAACUGGUAUAAAUACCUGGGAAAUUAGUUUCCCUAGAAAUAAACCACACAUUUACCAUAGUCACAUGAGCUGUCAAUGAUUCUUCUAUUUCUAUUUUUUCCUAUACAAAAUAUAUAUAAAAUUCAACACGCUUCACCAGCUCUAAAUCCUAUGUAGAAUAAUUAAAACAUUAAUUUCAGAAGAUGUGAUAGAGAGCCAGUCACUUAAUACAACUAGACAAUGCUUUUAAGCUAGCUACCAAAUCAAACUACCUAAUUUUUGGCAAGUCCUACCUAAUAAAAUGCUCUUAUAAGAUUAAUCCGCUGUAAUAUAUUGCUCACACAAGACCUUAGCCUUCUGUGUUUAGAGAAGUCAUAUGAAAAUGUGAUCAUUCAUCAUAUGUCUGUACCUUGAAGAUAUCUCCUGUUUUGUCUUUGUUGCUUGUAUUAAAAAAAUAAAUUUUGUUCAAGGUCUUAUUCCUACAAGCCGUGGGGAUGAUUCACGUGAUUGACCUGCUAGUCUUCUGUAAAGGAUGGAUGUACCGCACCUUAUUUUACUAGUAAGGUUUGCCAAAUUAAGAUUUUUUUUCCAAAUUUAUGCAAAAUAUUGAAGUUGGAAUUAAUUUGCAAAAUGUCUGAAUAGCACAAGCUUGUCUGUUUUGGCCUAAACUUUGCAAGUUCGCUGUUGAUUUACCAAAACAACUUCUAGUUUAGUGAUUAAAUAUUUACUAAAUUGAGAAUUGUCAGAAAUUCGUAGUGAGUUCAAAGUCAUUUUUUAAUUUAAGGCCAAAAUAGCUGAGUUGGAUAAAGUCAGCUAUGCUUCCAAUUAAGCAAUUUUGGUCUAAAAUUUUAAACCCACUUUGAAUUAAUGGCAAUUCUUACUUUAGUAAAUAACCCUGUUAAUUUAUAAACCUGUUUUUUUAUCCUGCCACUCGGGGCCUCCAUCUUCGUUCCCUGUCAAUCAUUGAUGUAAUCUUUUUCCUUUGCUCUUGAAGAAACGAAACCGUAUAUCCGUUUCCCCUCUUCAUUUACAAUGUUUGCCGUGGCUAUUCCUUGCCUCAAUUGGAUUGUGAUGUUAUGUGCUAAAUCUUUAAUAUAAAUUUAUAAUGAAAAGGAGCAUCUCAUGAAAAAAGAUUAACAGAAAUUAUAGGUGAUUUUCAAAUUUGUUCUUCAGUGGUUUAAAUUCCCCUUUAGGUUAAGGUGGAUAUGUCACCUUGAAGUGGAAAUGUUACUUCUUUAGUUGUGAAUAAAUCAUUGUGAAAUAGCUUCAUGUAUUAGUCCUGAUUAUUAGAUUCUUCAUAUAGCGAAGGUUCAAGUAAUUUUUUGAAGUUAUAAGACAGAUAUUUUAGGGAGUGAAUUAAAGCAAAUUUAUUUCCUAAUUUGGUAUGCUGAGACCUCAUAUUUAAUAGUAGUCACAAAAUCUAAAAAUUACACAAAAACAACACUUUUUUUCAUGUAAUCACCAACCUCUGCCAAAUUUAUAGGGAGAUUCAGAAACCAUGUGUAAUAACUUAAUAUUUGUAUUGUGAUACUGCCACGGUACAGCAAUAUUUGCAGGGUGAAAUAUCAGACAUCCUCUAAUGCCAUGCCUCAUGCACAACCUAGUCAUGAUCACUUUUACAGGGAAGCAAGCAACUAAUUGGAGUCUUUUCAGACCACUCAGGUCUCCGUCUGCAGGAGAAUCCCUGUGACGUUAUUAAUGAGAGUGCCUUUUACCCGAUGCAUUUAUCACAAGGUAUGGCAUACAUACAUACAAGGUAAGUUGGAGCUUUGUUACAGGAAACAGGGGGCGUUGAGCCCAAUGCAGGGAGAGCAUUAUCUGAAUAUCUGGUGGAUGAAGAUCAGUUAUCACUUCCUCACAGUCAUUAAUGAGUAAGCGCACAUCCACCGGGAUUCCCUGGCUGCACUCUGUCUUUGUGAGUGUCAGGUACGCAAAGAGUGAUUACUGUGGUCUGCAUCUGAUGGAGGUGCGGACUAUAAGCUCCCCUGCUGGACCACUAAGACUCAUAGGCCACCCUUGCAGAAAAGUGUGUAGGAGGGUUGCAAAACAUAGCGAGUAAACAUCACACACCCAAACAUUACAGACAGACCGCAAAUAUCACAAACAUUACACACAGUCGGCACACACAUUGCACAUAGCCUGCAAACCGUGUAUGCACAGUUACCACAAUCACCUCCACACACUAUGGGUUUCAUACUGAAAUGUUGCGCAUACAUACUCCAGGGAUCACUGCGUUUCACAAUUCUUUCCUAUUUAUCAUCGUGAUAUAGCCGUUCUUAAUCAUGCCUUGGACUCCUGGAAAAGCAUGACUAAUGUAUACUUAUUUAAGCUUCAAUUAAUUAUUCCUAAAACAGGCUUUGCCCUCCUUAUUGGACUUCGACACUGCGUCCCAGAUUUGAUAUGUUUAAAUGGGGGCUGUCUCUUCCCAGGAUUUUUAAAAUUAUGUUUACUUAUCCUCCUUUUUUUUUUUUUUUUUUACUAAUGUGGAAAUAAAAUUUUAAAUAUAGAAAUCCAAACCUCUGUAUUUACCUUCAUCCUGGAACUCAAACGUUGUUAUAUGAUCUGUCCUUUGAUACAAUGUUUGCAAUGCAAUAUAAACCUUGACUGUGCCUGGACCGAUCUGGAUUGUGACGUCAAAUGCACAUUUUUUUAAUAUAAAUUUAGAAGAAAACAACAAAAAGCAUUAUCGCGAAUUGUGAUUUUCAAUUGGACUGUUCCCCUUUAAUUUCUCUUAUGUUUACCCACUCAUUAGAGGUCUUUGUUUUCUGUGCUCCUAGAUGUAUGCAAUAUAAUCUUCCUCACAGCCUGUGUAGCUGUUGGCACCGAUUGUGUUUGUUUUUGCAUUUUAUCAUUGCUGAGUGUAGUCUCUGCACAUUUAAAAAAAAAAAAAAAACGUGAGUGAAGUACCCGUUAGGGAUUAUCAUAGAAUCAUUCUCUGAUAAUGUGUGAAGCAAUAAACAGCAACACUUCAUUUUCUCAGCUUUCUGACAAGUGAACAAAAUAUGAUUCUAUAAAAAAAAAUAAAAAAAAUCUCCCGACCAUAUGGCAUGAGAAAUAUGUCAACGGAUGGACCCAAUGCAGAUCCUUCCAGGCAAAAAUUCUCACGUGCUGAGUCUCUGCAUCAAGGAAAAUGCGCAUCAUCCUCAUUUUAAGGAAAAGUUUUAGCAAUUAUAUUUAGACAGUCAAAGACACAUUUGAUACUGAGAUUUAAAAAAAAAAAAAAAUAUUUUAGAAAGAUAACUUUGUAUUAGGAACAUUUCCUACAUUGCAGUGGUUCUUUGACUUCUAAGAAAAUCACAUUCAUUUUGUCUUUGUUGUGAUUAUUUAUUUUUCUUCAACCUCUUUAACCUCAGUGGUACAUUUUCGUACAAUCACUGCAUAUGUAGCUUUUUACACAAAAAUAAAUCCUGUGCUUAAACUCUCACUGCUCCUGGGCGGCAGCAACGAUUAUAGCACACAUCAGCCCCAAUACAUACAAAACAAGCAAAGAAAAAAAAAGUUACCUGAACGCCAGCCCAAAUCUCUAUGCAUAUUUAAAUAAAUGAAGGUUAUUUAGUUACUCCAAUGGCCAUUAAAUGUAAGCCCACCUGCCAUGUCAAGGCAAACCUCUUAGGUGGGUCCUCACUAACAAUUCACCUUGCUUUCUCGAGCUUCAGGCCAAUAAAUCUCUGAGACAGAGAGGGGUAUUUUUCUAAACCCCUACAUACUUAUUAACCAUUAAUAGGGCACACAUGGGAUGGGUGGCAGCAUUGUAUUUUUCUAUGUAGCUUUUUUUUUACCCUUCUGAGCACUGAAAGCUUUCCAGAGCGUACUUACAAUCUCUUUAUCCUGAUUGUUCAGAGAUUUCUGACUUUUUAAAAAGCAGCUGUCACUUUUUAAAAGAAGUAACGCCCAUGUUGUAGUCGCUAAAGACACACUCAUGGGCACACUUAUGCAUGUUUGGCCCUCCACAGAGAAAUUCUAUAUACCAACUCGGACUUAAUAGUAAGCAAUGUGGGUGCUUCGCCAACUUCUGUGUGGAGACUUUUAUUAUGUGUCUUUAAAUAUUGUAAUGACCAUUAUAAUAUAACUGUUGUAGCCGGUCACUUGAAGACCACAGCCAGUGUAAGCUGUGCAUUAGGUACACAAUUAUGGUUGUCAGAUCCAGCAUACGUUUAUGGACACAAGUCAUUUCAAGCCAUUGGUUAACGCAUGAAAAGUGUUGCCCUGCAGUAUGUACAAUUCAUGAAAGACGAGAAAUCAAUUGACCAUUCAAGGAGGAAUCCCGAAGGAAAUGUUUUUUAAGUUUAUUGAAUUUCCUGCUGCAUGUAGAUAGCAAGAUAUCACUAUUCAUGCAUUUCCCAUCAGGAUGAACACAUGAUAAAUAUGACAAACGUACACUGAUGGGCCACAGUGAUUCAAUAUCUGUGUUGCAAGAAAUCCUGCUGCAGAUGGGUGAGACAGGGCAUGAUCCUGGUACAUGCAUGUGAAAUCUGAAUGGCUGCCUGUUAUGUUACUGGUACUCCUAAUUCUUAGCCAAUAAUAUGCCAGCGUUGCCUUCGCACAGUCUUUAUUGCAGCAAAAACAAUGGCGUUCUGCUUGAUUAAGAGCAAUUCCCCCUGAUGAUUUGUAAUUGGUCCCUGAGAGUCAAUUCAAUUAGUUAAUAUGAAGCAGGCUUCUUAAGGCUGUAUUGUGGGACUGCCUUAUCCAUACUAGAUACGGGGCUCCUUUUAUUCAGCAACAGAAACAAAUAAAAUGAGCUGUAAUUAAUCUGACUUGCUGAGCACUCCAAACAAUGGCUUGAAGUGGAAAGAUCCAAAGUGAGCUUGGUACAAUCUGGAUAUAACGUCCAGACUCUACUAAUCAAAUGAGUGGAGCGCUAAAGGUAUAAACUUACCCUAAAAUAUGGUUAAAUCUCAGAUGUAUAUCAGUACAUAUAAAGGAAACAAAAAAAUAAAACACAAUAUAGUGUAAAUCCACAGGUGAUAAUGUAUUUUGGUGAUAAUUCAAGUAGUCAAACUCACAUUGAUCAGAGCCUCAAAGGGACCGGCUCAAAUCACUUGCACAGUAGUGUCGUAUGGAGACACUGCACCAUUUUGCCUGGAAUGGAUUUCCUCAAAGGAGAGAGAAAGGGAGACUUCCUAGUGUAUUAAGUUUCAACCAAAAUAAAAAACACAGUGGUUAUGGUUGUGCUCACCUUUUCCUGAGCCAAUGAAAACCUGGCUCUGGAUGAUAGACCUGGGUACCUGUAGAGGGGGGCACCUGCCCUUCUUUAGCAGCAAGAUGAAGUUAGAAGCUGAUGGGACUUGGUUUAAAAUACAAACAUUUAUUGCAACUUUAAAUAUAAAAACAAAAACAUAGAAUUAAAUAAAAAUAUCCAGUUGCUUCUAUAUAAGAUAAAGAAUGUCCCAGUAAUUAGCUCCAGUCCCAAGACGCAUUUCACCCACACUAUGGGGGCUUUUUCAAUCGGUAUCCUCAUUGUCUUCAUGCUGCUUUUUAAAUAUGCCGGUUUCUUCAUCCAGUGGGCGGUCCUCCCAUCCUAUCCCAUCCUCCAAUCUGGAUUUAGCUUCUUGUGAGGUCAAUUUCCUCGCCUUCCUUUCAUCAGGGUGAUCAGGAUCACUUCCGCUCUCACCACAGCCAUAUUGCUUGUGGGCACAUACACUCAAGCAAAAAAAAAAAAUGUAAAAAAAAAUGAAAAGGUGGCAGAACAGGUUGGUUCAUUACUAUAAUUAGUGGGGAUAAGAGAGUAUCCACUAGAGUGUGUAGCUGCUUAUUUUUAACUCAAUUACAUUUGUUUGCGCACUAUACACAGUAAUCACCAAUCUGUGUGAAGUGGAAAGAUAGCUGCCAGAGGUUUCCCAGAGUAACUGCUCUGAAUGGAAGGGCUCAUUCUCAUAGCAUGUCAUGUUGUCCUUAAAGGGAUAUUGUAGUCACUAUAACCACUUUGUCUCUUUGAAUUGGUUAUAGUGCCCGGAGUGCCCUGGCACUGUCCCUCCAUUCAGUGUUGCACCAUGUUUGUGCUGUGUGCCACAAAUUAAGAGUCCCUGGCCACCCACAGUCCGGCCCCUUCUGUAUGUGUAGCUAAGGCAGAGCUUACACACUUCCUUGUUGUCAUACCCAUUCAUACUGUCAGUUGGAGCUCUGACAGGUUAAAAGCAGUCAGCUGACGCUCUCAGCCAAUCACAGCUGCUCAGGGUAAUACUUCCUUAUUAGCCGAAGCAGCACAGAGGGGAUGGACUGCCGUGGUCUUUUGUUUAACAUUAAAACAUUACAACAUUAAAAACUGUUUAAUGCUGAAAGAAAUGAUGGCACCAGGGGACUCCAUACACUAUAACCAGUUUAAUGAGAUGAAGCAGAUACAAUGCCUACGGUGUCGCUUUAACGCUAUUUGUGCCAUUUGGCGGGAAUCCCAUGACUCUAAACAUUAUAAGUACCAUGAGGAGGGGGGAGAUCCCAAGAUCCUUAACAAUGCAAGCGUUAUUUGGAUCUACUUGACUCUUAAAGGAACACCAUCAUUAUUUUUAAAUAUCUUAACAUAAUCAAUAUGUUGUACCAUCUCUUUAUUUUUUUAAAUUAGUGUGUAUUGAAUUUUUCCAUGUAAUCCCUUGCCUAUCUUUCCCACUUCCCAUUUGUGACAGCCAUUGUUAUGCAAUUUGGGUCAGAUUGUCUGUUAUCACAGCCAGUGCUCACAAUUUGCACCUUAGGCAACGGGUUUCUUCCAAAUUGACAUGAAUGCAUAAAAAUAUGGUAUAUUAUAACAAUUUUUUUAAUUUUUUUUUUUAAAUAACCGUUUCCCUUUAACUUAAAAUUUAGUUCCAUUAGGUAGAUCACAUGGUCUUAAACCUUGAAAGUGUUUUAGGAUUCAAAAUCAAAUUACUAUUUUUUUCACAAUGAUGAGUUUUUACACCUAUUUACUAGUAAGCUCUGCUAGUGGAAAUAUCACAGUAUCUACAUUGGAGAUUUUUGUUAAAGCGGUAAUCCAGAUACAACAACAAAUUGUGUAGGUUAGGCUCAAAUAAAUUGCAUUCUAGCAUGCUCAGGUGUGCUUAUGUUUUGAAAAAAUAAAUGUUGUCAUUGUGCAUUUUAACCUUGCUGUCUCUGACUUAAAUCAUUCAAUCUUAAACAUUUCCUUCUGGUUAGUUACCUGUCUGCAUAGGCGAUAUCACACCUUCUUUUCUCCCCAAAAAUUACAUUGUUUCUCCAAUAACACAGUUGCUCAUGCCGUCACGAAGGACAGAAUACAUUUCUUAGUGUUUGAGCUAAGAUUGAAUUACAAUUUCCAGAAACCCCUAUGCUGCCCAUGAAUCCUACUGUGCGAAAAUUUAAAGUAUAAAGUCAAUGUGCCAUAUAAAGUUAUGGAAGCAUUACUAUUGGCCGAUAAAUUUAUCUGCUUAGUGCCAAAUACUAGAAACCUAAAGCCUCAGUAUUUACUCCAGCACUGCAACUUCAAAUGUAUCAUUUUUUAUUUAUUUUUUCUGUUUAUUUUUGCUAUGUUUUAAAUGUAUGAUGAAUGUGUGUACAUUCCAGUCUGUAUUUCCCCUUUAAUUAACCAGAACGCAUAAUCCAUUCACAGUACUGCCUGGUUCAUGUUAGGUCCCUGUUGUCUUCAGUGGGAAUUCGAGUCAGAAGCUAAAAGAGCAUCAUCAUGCAACUAAAUUGAAGAUUAUGCUAGCUUUAGUGUACUAAUAAUCUUAAUUUUAAUAAGGACAGGAGGCGAGUAUUUUGCAUUAACUCUCUUUACUAAACUCCACAGCAGUAAAGAAAAACAUAAAAAGUAACAUUAAAUCACUGAGCAGCAUAGUAUAUAUAAGGGUCAUGCUGCCUGUACACUUCCUCUUUCUUUAAGCGACAUCCAAGUCCAGACUGAGCUCGAAACGAUAGAAACCAACGAAACAAUCAACAACGGUCUCUGGUGAGCAGAACCUGAUGAGACUCCUGGUAAACGAGUUCGGGAGAAGACGAAACAAAGCCUUUAUCCUCGUAAGCGGAGUCGUGAGGGUAACCAAACCAACAACCAGUGGAGGUCCUGAAGAGGAUUACACUGAAAGAAGAGUAUGAAAUAGGUUAGGUACUGAACCGUAACUGGUCACACAUGAGAGCCAUAUCAGAGUGUGUCAACCUAAGUGAUGAUAUACACAGGAGUGAGUGUAAUGUAAGGUAAUACGUGUUAUGUGUAACAUGUGGUGCAACGUAACCUGGUAGACUAAGGCCUAGAUCUGGGAUGAGAGACGGGAUAGAAACUGCAGGCACCCCAAGGAAAGUAGCAAGCACUGACAAGCCAAAAGAAAAAGGUCCGUCACCUUGAGAUCCACUCCCCCGAGGAGUCAGGGUAGGGAACAAAAGGGAGGGAAAAUACUCGCCUCCUGUCCUUAUUAAAAUUAAGAUUAUUAGUACACUAAAGCUAGCAUAAUCUUCAAUUUUAUAACAUGACAGGAGGCUUCCUAUUUUGCAAUUUUAACGCUGAAGGAGAGAUGUCCCAGCAGAAGGGGGAGUGCGAAAAUAAAAGGUACGGAAAGUGGAUUCCCGAGACCAAUCCGCCGCUCGGAGGAUGUCUGACAGUGACGCCCCCACUAGGAAGGCUGAGGAAGCCGCCGCCCCUCGAACGGAGUGGGCGCCGAAAGUAGGGUCUAUACCGGCGAGGGAGAGGAUCCAUCGAAUCCACCGGGCCAGUGUGGUGACCGAGACCGGCGCGUGGGGGCGAACAUAGGAGACUAGGAGUUGGCCCGACGCCGAGUUCCGGAGCGAGGAGGUAGCCGAAACGUAUCUGCGCAGGGUGGACACGACGCAGAGUUGCAGAUCGUCUGGGGAAAAAAGGGUAGAAUACCGAGGUCGAACCCGACUUAGUGCGACAGGAAACAUGGAAAGUGACCCCCUCCGGGGCAAUCUCGAAGGCGUCAACGUCGAAGGCUCGAACGUCUGAUACCCGUCGAAAGGACACGAGACAGAGCAGGAAAGCGCACUUAGCCGACAAUUGGCGUAGGGAGAGGCGGUCAUUAGGGAGCCAAUCCCUGAAAAAACGGAGGACCAGCCCAACAUCCCAUAGGUGGGAGUACCUGGGAGCUGGGGGGCGGCGGAGCCGCAUACCACGGAGCAGGCGGCAGACGAGAGGGUCUUUGCCGACCGGGAGGUCCCCUACGGGGGUAUGGGCCGCCGAAAUCGCGGAGCGAAAAACGUUAACAGACCGAUAGGAGCGGCCCGACGAAAACAAGGAUGAAAGGAAAUUGAGAAUCAUGGGAAUAGGUGCUGUAAAUGGAUCGGCGUCCCGUUCCAUGCACCAAGUAGACCAGGAGGUCCAAGCUGAAAGGUAGCAGCGUCUAGUUCCUGGGGCCCAGGAAUCCCAUAAGAGGUCCCUGGUAGCCUGCGAUAGUCCGCUGACUUGCCAGGAACCCCGGAAAGAGUCCAAGCCACCAGGGGUAGUCGAUCUUCCAAGAGAAGCGGGUGAAGAUUCCCUUUGGGAUCCGUGAGCAGCUCCGGAAAGGAUGGAAGGAGAAGAGGAUCCCUGCAGGAGGUGGCCAGGAGGUCCGGAAACCACGGUUGGCUCUGCCACAAGGGUGUUAUGAGGACCAGAGUGACCUGUUGCGUCCGCAUCUGGUGUAAUGUUCUCGUGAUCAUGGCAAAUGGGGGAAAGGCAUAGGCUCCGGUCGUUGGCCAUUGUUGUAGAAAAGCGUCCGUCGCCUUGCUCUCCGGGUCCGGGAGCCAGCUGAAGAACUCCGGGGUUUGAUGGUUGUUGCGGGAUGCGAAAAGAUCCAGGUGAAAGAGACCCCUCCGGGUCGCCAGGGCUCUGAAGAUCCUCGUGUUCAGUCUCCAAUCGCUGACGUCCCUCCAGUGGCGAGAGAACCAGUCGGCCGUGAGGUUGAUUUCCCCGGGCAGGUAUUCGGCCUGGAGAGCGAUGUUGCGGGGUAGGCAAUAGUCGAAAAUGUCCUUUGUGAUUCUGACAGUAGACGUGAACGUGCGCCCCCCAGGCGAUUGAUAUAUCGGACUGCGGAGACAUUGUCCAUGCGUAGGAGGAUGCAGCAGUUGGAUCUGUCUCGGGCCAGGCUGCGGAUCGCGAAGGACCCUGCCAGGAGUUCCAGGCAGUUUAUGUGCAUGGAGAGUUCCUGAGCUGUCCAUGUUCCUCCUGUGGAUAUGGACCCGUUGGUGGCGCCCCAGCCCCACAAGCUGGCGUCUGACUCCAGUACGAAGUCUGGGGUGUCUCCGAAUAUGGCCCUGCCGUUCCAGGCUUGCAUGCUGUCCAGCCACCAUGAUAGUUCCUCGCGAACUUCCGUCGUCACCGGGACGAUUUGAUCGUACGUGGGCCUGUGGCGUAGGUACCUCGCCUUGAGGCGUUGCAUGGCUCUGUAGUGGAGGGGACCCGGGAAUAUGGCCUGAAUGGAGGCGGAGAGGAGUCCCACGAUCCUGGCCAGGUUGCGGAGAGGGAUGGAGUCGCGACGGAGUGCUCUGCGAAUCUCCUUGCGAAUAGACGAGAUCUUCGAGGCUGGAAGCUUUAGAGUGCAUGUAGUUGAGUCGAUCUCGAAGCCCAGGAAUUGUAUCGUCUGGGAUGGGGUCAAUUCCGAUUUCUGGCGGUUCACCACGAAGCCCAGAGAUUCCAGCAGUGUUACUGCGAGAUGAGUGUGUUGGUGCAGUCUGCGCUCGUUGGAGCAAAAGAGAAGCAGGUCGUCCAGGUAGAUGAUGCAUCGGACGUCCCUGGAUCUCAAGUGGGCCACCACCGGUUUCAGAAGUUUGGUGAAACACCAAGGGGCCGAGCUGAGCCCGAAAGGGAGGCAGGUGAAUUGCCAAGGACGGCCGUGCCAGAGGAAACGUAGGAGGGUUCGGCAAUCCGGAUGCACUGGGACCGACAGGUAUGCAUCUUUUAGAUCUAGUCUGGUGAACCAGUCGUUGCUUUGUAGGAGGUCCCGCAGGAGGUGGAUGCCCUCCAUCUUGAAGUGGCGGUACGCCACAUCCGCGUUGAGGCCGCGUAGGUUGAUGACUGGACGGAAUUCUCCCGUCUUCUUCCGAACCAGGAAAAUAUUGCUGAAAUAACCUCCCCCAUCGUAGGUCGGCUGGAUAGCCCCUUUGUCCCGAAGUUCGCGUAGUUCCGCGUUGACGAGGGAUUGGUCGGAAGAUGACGUGGAUGGGGUGAGGAGGUUGUGUCUGAAGGGGAGUCCCUACUAGGUCUAUGACAUAUCCCUGUACCGUUUGUAGGAUCCACUUGUCUGAGGACAGAGCGGCCCAAUUCUGGAAAGAAUGGGAAAUACGGCCCGCGGGGCGGGUGCAAGGUAACAAAGGAGGAAUACGGGUGCUUACCUGUAGCAAAGCGGGAACGUCCGCGUCCGCGUGGUCCCCGGCCUCUGUCCGAGCCUCGGGAGAAAGGUUGUUGCCUGUACUCCCGUGAUGGGUAGAAAGGUGUUGGUUGAGUGCGGGGGCCUGAAGGCCAGAAUCGACUGGCGGCACGGCCCCGUUGCCGGCCAGCCCUUCCAAAAACUCCUCUGGUGGUAGUGCUCCGGAAGACUCUGCGCAUAGAGGACUGCGCCUUAUUAAGUGAAGUGAACACGUUCACGUGUUUAAGUUCCUUGAGGAACGGUUCACCGAACAAUUUCCCUUGUGCCUGGGGCCCAAUCUCUUUCGUGCCAAGCUCUGCCAAUUUACCGUUAAUACGGUAUAACGCUGCUUUCCGUCUCUCAGAAGAGAGCGUAACAUUAGUGUUUCCAAUGAAACAAAAACACCGUUGUGCCCAUUCACGCACGUCGUGUGCCCAUUCUUUGAUGUCUUCGGCCGAGAAGGAAUCGGCUCUGGCAAGGGCGUCAUCUGCCAGGUACAUGAUGCGGGCCAGAGGGCCAAUGGAGUCCAGCAGGUUAUCCUGUGCGCCGAAUAGGCCUUUCUCUACCCCUCGUCGAGGGUCUCUCCCACUACGCAUCAUGAAGGUUGUCAUAACCUUAUCAAACUCGGGAGUGUGAGCCACUUUAUCUGGCAGGGAAGGGCGUGGGCAUUCGGAUCUGAGCCGGUUGCGGACCUCUUUCUCCAGGGGCUUGCGAAGCCACAGGUGCAUGAACCUGGAGAGGUGUUCUGGGGGUGACCAAUCUCCCGAUCUGGGGUGGCGGAUGUUGCGGGGAUCAAACAUCGCCUGACCCGAAGGAUCUAAAAUGGUGUCCGAAUCAAGAGGGUGUUCUGCAUCCGCAGUGUCUUCAGUACCCUCUGUCUGGGCCGCACCCAGAAGAGUCUCCCGCAUGAGAGCAGAGACAGAUUUCUCGUCCGAACCCCAAGCGUCGUCUGAAUCAGAGACGUCAGCUUGCCAUUCAUCUAGCACUGACAUGGAAUGGGAAGGCCCUUGCUCUUCAUCCGAAGAGUAAUCCUGACGCGGGGUCGGGGUACUAGCUUUGGCAGAUUUGCGCUUGGCAUGCGCCUUACCCUUAAGAGGUUUUAGUGUCUGAUCUUCGCCUUUCUCAUCGCGUUUCCUCGGACGGGAAUCCUCCCUGGUCCGAUAGUCGGACACAUCCGAAUCUGAGUCCUGGCGAGGUCGCCUGUGGGUAGGCUUGGGCGCCUCUGUAGUACGUGCCUUGGAGAGUGCUUUCUCCACCGAAGCAGCGACCGCUGCAUUGAUCAUUGCUUGGAAGUCCACAGGGACGUUCUGGGAGUCUUCCAUGGUAAGGGUAGGCUGAUGUAAAUCACGGAUAAGCACAGUAUAAAAGGGGCACCCAGGUCUUAAAUGUAUAGGCGUAGGGUCAGUUGACGUGGCACCUGUGGUGGGUAACACUCCACCCAGUAUAAAAAACCCCAGCAGGGUAUAGUUGGUGACCUUAUAAAAACUGGGGCUCACCCAGUUAGAGAGAACUGCAACAGCUAGUCUCCCAAUAAGCAGCGUGGUACACAAGUACGUAUAAUGGGGGCUCACCCCGGUUGCACAGGGUUGGUACCCUUAAGUGCAGGUCGCAAUAAUAAGCAGGCAGCAGCACUGACCUGACUGACCCAGCCACAGAGUAUAGGUUAUCAGUGUAGGUAAUCCUGGUACUCACAGUGAUGAAGUUCACAGCCACAGAUUAUAGGCAUGCAGUGUAGAUAAUCCUGUCACUUGCAGUGAUGAAAUCACAUUCACAGAGUAUAGGCAUGCAGUGUAAGUAAUCCUGUCACUCACAGUGAUGAAACUCACAGUCACAGAGUAUAGGCUGCAGGAAUUCACACUAGGGCUUCAGUCCAGCACAAAAGCAGGUGGUAGGCAGCUAAUACAGCAAGCACUGAGAGAUCCAUGAGGAAAAACAAUAUGGCCGCGUGAAUCUCACGGUAUCCGCGAUCCAAAAUGGCGGCCGCGAGUGUAUGCCGCAAGCCGGGGACUAAAUUUAAGGCCGGCCGCGGGCGGGCGCCGGCCAGGGCAAAAAAGAUCGCGAUUAAUUCCGGUCGCGAGUAGGGGGCCCAGGAGGGUACCCCAAGGUAGGAAAACCGGAGGGAAACCUGAGGGAAGCCCAGGGGGGAGCCCAGGGAGUCCCAGGGCCGGCAGAGGGGCCGGGAGGGAGAAGCUAAAAAAGGGCUAAUCCUACCCACAGCCCUAGAAUGGCAAUAUAUAAAUAUACACACAGGCAAAAACAGAAACUAAUUAAAGGCAAAGUAAUUAAAUAAGUAUAACAGACUAAUACAGAAUAAUGCAAAAAGGCUCUGGAGGAGCCAAAUAGUCUGACCUGUCUGCGUGGAGCAGUAAAGAAAGAGGAAGUGUACAGGCAGCAUGACCCUUAUAUAUACUAUGCUGCUCAGUGAUUUAAUGUUACUUUUUACGUUUUUCUUUACUGCUGUGGAGUUUAGUAAAGAGAGUUAAUGCAAAAUAGGAAGCCUCCUGUCAUGUUAUAAAAUUCAAUUUCUCAAGUGCCUUUGAAUUUUCAAUUGAACUUAGCAGGAAUCAACAAACAGACAACUCUGUUACAUACAUGCAUGUAUUGGAGAAAAACCAAGUUAAUUUUACAAGAUUUUAUAAAAAUCAGAAACAUUUUCCUUUUUUUGUUUUGUUUGUUUUUUGCACAGGCCAUGUUUUAGUUGGCUAUUAGGUUAUAAAAAGCACAGGUGACUGAUCUGCUUUUAAGAGUACCUUGCUAUCACAGCAUACAUUGAUCCUGAAGUGGUUAAUAACCACAGGUUUCAUAGAAUUUACAGCAUUACUUGUUUGAAUUAGGCAUCUAUCUUUGUAUAUAGUCUGGAGUUAGAGGUACUUUGUUUUCCAGAUGCCAAAAGAUACCGAUUUGCAUUUGCCUCUCUUGUGGGUUCAAACAAUUCAUCAUGGUUAGUAAUUGAAUGUUUUUUUACUUUAAAAAGCGGCACUGCUAGUAUUACAAAGAUAAAUUUUUUAUAUAAGAAGGGUUUCUGAUAAACCCUUUGGGAGCUUUCUCUAAAUAGGGCAACCUACAUUGUACAAUAAAUAUUUAUACGUAUAAAGACAGAUAAAUCAUGCAUGAGAACUGAUGUAAUUAUUAGUAAUCUAGUGUAAAAAUAAAUGUCGAGUGGAAUAAUUCUAUACGCACUUAACUGAUUUAAAAAAGAAAAGAAAAUCUAUACAACUACACAAAAUUGGACAACCUCACCAACGGCAGAACCUGCUGCUAUGUGAGUGAGAGGUCUACUAGAGGUCAAGGUCAUACGGUUAGCCAGCAUCUUGCUUGAACUAAACUCAAUUAGCUUUAGGAUACAGCAGUGUUAAUUCAACAACUAUAUAUGCAGAUGCCUCUCCGGCAUCCAAAAAUAUUAGAUUAUUGUUCAUAUACAUUAUAUUGCAAACAUUUGAGACGCAUGGCAUCAGCAAGCAGGUGAAAUUCAAUGAUUAGCAUACUUUAGGUCCCUGUUUAUAAAGGUUAAAGGGACACUAUAGUCACCAGAACAACUACAGCUUAAUGCAGUUGUCGCUGUUGAUGAUAAUCAGUGCCUGCAGGCAUUUUUAUGCAAACACUGCCUUUUCAGAAAAAAUGCAAUAUUUACAUUACAGCCUAGGGAUGCCUCUAGUGGCCUCUCCUCAUCUGGCCACUGGAGGUGCUUCCUGGGACAGUACUGCACAGUGUGCAACACUGCCGUUCAGCGCCUCCAAGCUCUGUAUGGAGACGCUGAACUUUCCUCAUAGAGAUGCAUUGAUUCAAGGUCGGCAUUGAUCGAAGGUGAGAAUUUCUUACUAAUAUAAUGUGAGCUACAUGUAGAAGUAUGGAAGCUCUAUAUAGUAAAUAAAAUAAAACUAUUUGAGAUUUGGACGAAAAUGAGAAUUUCAUGGAAUCUGCUGUGCAUGUGGGUGACAGGAGUGAGUUGCAAGUGAAAAUUCCAGCAGGACAAUGAUCCAAAAUAAACACAAAAUGGUUUACUGACCUCAAAAUCAAGGUCCUUCCAUGGCCAUCCCAGUCCCCUGACUUGAACCCGUAAAAAAACCUGUGGGGUGAACUCCACCAGUGUCGGCCUUGACAUUUGAAAGAUCUGGUUAGAUUCUGUAUUGAAGAAUGAUCUCUGAUCCCUUGCCAUGUAUUCUCCAACCAUAUCAGGCAUUAUAGGAGAAGACUCAGAGCUGUUAUCUUUGCAAAGGGAGGUAUCACAAUGUAUGGACUGAAAGGGUGCCAAUAACUGUGCCAGAUUUUUUAAAAAUAUUUUUUUGGGGGAGGGGAUUAUGAACCUUUAUUGUGUUUACAAUCAUUUGAUAUCCAUGACCGCAACGUAUUUUUGUGAAUGUUUCUUUUUUUUUUUUCAAUUGACCAUUUUUAUUUUUAUUUUCAUAUGCAAAAGUUAUAACAUGGGGGAUACAGAAAAAAAACAGGGGGAUAUGGGACGGUACAGUUUGUAUGGAUACAAGGCAUAGUUAUACAUAUACAAAUGGAGACAAGGCAUAGUUAUACAUAUACGAAUACAUCCACGAAUACUUCACAAGCAUAUGGGAUUAGCGUGAUGUUAAGGUCAAGGGUGCCCGAGUAGUUAUGGUGUGGUGGCGGUCUCUGUCUAAUGUGAUUUCGGUAGCCAUAUAUCGUUUGGUCACCACUUCAUACUCAUUGGUUCUCAUCUAGGUACCCUUUUAUUUAUGGCUUACGCGUCACUUAAUUCAGCGUUCACUGGGUUUCAGAUGUGUAGUCUGGUAAUCUUUUGUGUGUGUUUCCCAUAGGUCUUGUGCCUCUUUGACACCUUUUGCGUACGCCAAAUUGUGUGGUUAUCAUCAUUUUGUAUGCCCAGUUUAGUCUACCUGUUUUAUAAGAUCGGCUAUUGACGGGGUCAACGCCUUUUUCUACAAUCUAGAUAUCGCCAGGUUGUCUUAAAUUAGUGUAUGGUAUCACCUUGAUGUGUUUCGGUAUGCCUUCUGGUAGGAUUAAUAGGAGACAUAUCUGUGCGGUAUCCACCCUUGGGGCGGGUAACAUCUUCUGCAUCAAGUGUGUUACUGCCUUCCAGAAUGGUCUAAGUGCGGUACAUGUCCACUAGACGUGUAUCAUUGUGCCUACCUCCUCCCCACACCUCCAGCAUAUGUUGUUGGUUGAUGGCCAUAUCUUGUGUAAUUUGUCUGGAACUAGAUACCUUUUUUUGUGUAUGUUUUUAACAAAAUAUGAAACGUUUAAAGAAUAAAGACAAUAUUUCACAGCCUUCUUUACUCCUAUUUACCUAGAAUGCCAAUAUUCAUAGAGAGCACUCUAAAUAUUUUAUUCUUAGAAUCUUCAUCUAAAUACGCAAAACAACAAGUUUGAGUUAAAUGGUUAAAACAGAAGAGAAUAUGUAUUAAAAGGGAAUUGUUCUCGAUUCCUCCUUGUGAUACAAAUAGUGGAUUUCAUAGUUCAUUAUCAUUUAAGUGUCACAUUUUAUUAUCGGUCAUCGAGUCCAGAUCCAUCAUCAUGGUUUCAUUAAGGGGACACUAUAGUCACCUGAACAACUUUAGCUUAAUGAAGCAGUUUUGGUGUAUAGAACAUGCCCCUGCAGCCUCACUGCUCAAUCCUCUGCCAUGUAGGAGUUAAAUCCCUUUGUUUAUGAACCCUAGUCACACCUCCCUGCUUGUGACUUGCACAGCCUUCCAUAAACACUUCCUGUAAAGAGAGCCCUAUUUAGGCUUUCUUUAUUGCAAGUUCUGUUUAAUUAAGAUUUUCUUAUCCCCUGCUAUGUUAAUAGCUUGCUAGACCCUGCAAGAGCCUCCUGUAUGUGAUUAAAGUUCAAUUUAGAGAUUGAGAUACAAUUAUUUAAGGUAAAUUACAUCUGUUUGAAAGUGAAACCAGUUUUUUUUUCAUGCAGGCUCUGUCAAUCAUAGCCAGGGGAGGUGUGGCUAGGGCUGCAUAAACAGAAACAAAGUGAUUUAACUCCUAAAUGACAGUGAAUUGAGCAGUGAAAUUGCAGGGGAAUGAUCUAUACACUAAAACUGCUUUAUUUAGCUAAAGUAAUUUAGGUGACUAUAGUGUUCCUAAAUAAGCAACAGAGAAAGGCCAUACGAGAACAGUAGCGAACCAGCAAUUAGAAAUUGUUAGUAGUUUACUUUUAUUCAGUCUGAAAUGACUUCUUGAUAGACUGGCAGAGAAUUUUGGCAAUUGCAGUUUUAAUUGCAACACUUUUUUUUUUUUUUCCAAUAUCUUAUUUUUUUAUUGAAGAAAGAUUUCCAUAUUUCCAUAGAAAUAAUAAUAAAAAAACAAUACAUAAUAGAAGCAUAUGAAAAUACUCAAAGUAUCAUAGUAGGUCAUAUGUUCCAAGAGGUGCUCUGCUGAUUCAGAAGCAAGGUAACAUAUACGUCGAGUUACAGGUCAUAAUACAGUCAGCGUAUUCUAAAUGUCUAUAUAAGUACGUUUUAUUAUGAGUCAAUAUAUUUGCGUUAGGCAGUUGUAAUACAUCCCUAUAUUAUAGAGGUCAUGUCCACAGAUUUAGUUCAGCAUUGCACUUCAUUAAAUUUAAUUAUCUUAUCUGUCUUUCCCAAGAGCACAUAGUAACAAAAUGGUUUUAACCUUACUAAAUAGGCUGCCACCUGCAAGGGAUGGUGGGUUAUUUAGUUCAACAUCAAGACAUAGAGAAGUGCAGACUAAUCUUAUAAUACAAAAACUUUGUCUGAAGAACAUUUUAAAGCUGGAUUAUUUUACCAUUGAGGAGAAAAAAAAAAAAUGUUGCUAGAGAUGGACUUAUCGCAACUAACCUAGCCCUUAGCGGCUAUUUUAUGUUAUGGUCGACUGAUUGGCAAAAGAUGGAGCAUGUGCCAUCUAGCUCUGUCAGCUAGGAUGAUGUGCCAGGAGCUGAAGACAGAAGAUGGUAGCACCUGCAAUGUAAGGCGUCAGGCAGUAUACCCCCGCUGCCCUCACUUGGCACAUUCUGAGUGAGGAUGUCACCAUCAUGGUCAGAAUGUUCAAACAUUUCCAAAGAUGACAGAGCUGCUUUAACAGUUGAACAACUAGGAGAAGAUCAUUUCUAAGAAGCAAAAUAUAUGCAAAUAUUUACCUACAUGAAACAACAUUUCCUUUCUGCCUUUAAGGAUUCUGAUGUGAAACAAAUGCUGUAUUUUGUGUCAGAUCAAUGAGAAUUCAGUAGUGAAUACUUUGGCCCAUAGAUGUCCAUUGAAAUAUACUCAUUAUGCCUCAUUUAUGCCUGUUCUCAAGGUUUGAAUGCUGCCCUGACCUCAUUCUUGUGGAUAUUCCAGCCUCCACAUGUUUACAGUUUGCCUCCACCUGCCCUCGGCUAAAAGUACUCUCUAGUGUGGAGUUCCUCAGCAUUUGUUCGUGCUAUCCUAUACAUGGACAGAUGGUGUUGCUUAGAUAAUAUUACAGUAUCCAAAUCAAUAAUCUUUAUGAGCUAUGGAAUUCUACUUUUAAAUGCAAUUACAUUGUAAACUUUCUCUCAAAGGAACAUUUAUAUGAAAACCAUAAAUAUUCCUGCUUUAUAAAAGUCCCAAACAAGUCAAGUUUUCUAUCUGACAACUUUGCUGUCUGCCUUGUGUGAGAGAGAGCAUUUUCCUACAACCCCCAAUGUUUGUUUUUUUGUUCUUUCAUAAUAUUAUGUUAUUGUUAAUAUCUUCAGAACUGUUUAAUGUCAUGGUAGCUCCUGAGAAACCCCUGUUCUAGAAGACUGAUAUCUUAAAGAUAUAUUCCAAGCACCCACACAGCUGAUAUGUUCUUGCACCAGGUACAACAGUUUGAAUUGAUUGACAAGUAGUGAAAAGGAUAGAGAUAUCAUUUUUUUUAACCAGUGAUUCAGUGUAUAGUCAGUGAUAAUGAUGAUGACUUUGCACUAAAGUGCAUCAUUGGACCAUUCAUCAUUUCUGCUGCUAGGAGCAGGGUGCAACUGAGAACAUAGGAUGGGCCUACUUGAAUUUGGCAAUUGACAUAAGCAUUAAAUAAGCUUUUAAAUAGAACUGCAAGAAGCAAUGGGGCCAAGAGUCUGAAUUAGCCCCAGUGUGACAUGUCAGUUUGUUAGCAUAAUCAAGAUACUGUAGUAUAAACCAUUUUUGAGCAAAUUGUGAAAGUUGCGCAACCACCAUGGACAUCAAUACAAUGUUCCUGUUAUUGGCUCAACUUAUAGAACUUGGCUCCAAAAUUGUUAAUUGUGAACUUUUCUAUUCUAAUAUUUCGGGUUGUUGUUUUUUUGAACAUUGCAGGCUGGAAACAAGCUGCUGCUCUGUUAACAAACACCUGUACUUCAAAUUUUUUAACCCCUUAAGGACCAAACUUCUGGAAUAAAAGGGAAUCAUGACAUGUCAACCUAUGACUUUGAAAAAAAUGAAGACAACAGUGCCAUGAAGGUGGGGCCCGGCAAAUAUUAUUUUAAUACGUUGUUCAGUCUCUGCAUCCACAUCAUUAAAUUAUUUACUGGAUCCAGGUUAAGAAUAUUCUUUCUUUUCCAGAGGAUGUAGAAAUGUUUAAUUUGCAUGUUCUGGAUAAUGCAUUCAACCGUUCUAAACCCUCCAAAUGCCCCAUAAGCAUUGCUCAACCUCCAGGCAGUUCAAGGGCCCAUUAUUUCCCUUUUACCGUCUCAAUCACAAUACUGUCAGGCUUAUUGAACACAGAUUCUCAGGAUUGCUGUUCUUAGAGGAUUAAAUGAUUAGCCUUUCUGCCCUAUUAUCUUUAUGGUAUAAUCAAGUUUAAGAUGGUACUAGAGGUUUAUCUCCUAAAGUAGUUUGAAUAGACCUGAAUCCUCGCUUCUCUGUGCGUAACGUUGCUUCACAUUAUAUAGCUCUUAUGCACCUGUUACAAGCACUCAUAUUUUUUCCGUUGUCCAUUUGUUUAAACUUGAAGAUCUAUGAAUGAUACUUCAGUGCGGAAAUGCUCUCAGCGGUGAUUUAGCCUCCUUACAAAUAAAGGAGAGAAGACGUCUCUGGAGUUACACGCCAACUGCCCUGUGAAAUUGUUUGAUUAAUUUCCAUUUGAAGUGAUUAACAGUCACUUGGAACACUUUGUGCUGAGUUUGGAAACAGGUUGCCUUCUUGUUUGUGUGAGUGUGUCUGUAAAGACACAAUUCCACAUUACACUUAUAACUGUAUUCAGAAAACAUAAUUUUCUAACUUUUUUUUCUGCAUCUAUUUUUAGCAGCCCAAUAAAUUUUCUAGGAUAUUCUUUUGAGAAAUACAAAUUUCAGUUUAGCUAAAUAAAAUGACACUUAUGUUUGUGUAAAUGUAGAUAAUAUUGUCUCUAAUGACUUCUUUAGGUAGCCAAUUAAAUUAGUUUGAACUAAGCAAUUAACCGGUUCCAAGGACAGUCCACUUUCAACAGAAAUCUAUACCUCUCUGUAUGCUUACCGUUAAAUUCAGCAGCUCUCUACAGGUUUAUCAGCACUCGGGUGUUAGCACACUAAUCACUGUUCAUCGUUGCAUGGUGCUAAGAGUUAUUCCACAAUCCUACUGAGACAAUAUCAGACCCCCUCGCAUGCACCUAAGUGGAGCAUCUCGUCCUGGUGUGGGAGGAGUCUUCAAGUUUUUCCUCUUUUUUUUAUUUUUGUUAAUUUAAUUUGUUGACAGUAUUUUAGUGAAUUAUCUAUACUAAAGCAUCCCUUUAGUGCCUUCAUGAUGGGCACUGUAGAAGAUAUGGUACUGCCAUUUAUGCACUUCAUACUGGCUCCUGUACUGAGUACUGGUAACAAAGGUUGCCACAAAGCCUGUCUACUUCUUGAUGCAUUAGUCCUGAGGCAGCACAAUAACAGCGAUGUCGAGGUCACUCAAGGAAAUACUUGUGUGGCUGAUAAGAAGCAGCCCGAAUGCCUGCCACAGGUUAUAGUAAUGACAGCCAAUCACAGCGGUCCUAUGGCUUCAUUGACAACUGAUCCCAACGGCAUGCUGGGAUCAGGCAUCAGUUGGUAAUUGCUGGUGGUUUCGGCACUGACGUCAGUCCAACAAUAUUCAUUGGUUUGGCCAUGUCGUGGUAGAGUUCUCUAUAAGAUAAACAUGUUGGAAAAGCAAUUAGAAAAACAUCACCAUAAAUGUUUUUAAAUUGUGAAUGGAGAUAAAAGCGGUAAAAGAGAAGGUGCGUUAAACUUUUUAGUAGGGUAAACAUAUUUACUUUUGCUGAAAUAUACAAUUUGAACAUUUUACUUUAGGCUUUCUCCUUAAUCAGACUUCUAAGCAGCGAGCAGGAAAAUUGGAAUUUUUAUUUUUAAGCCACGAGCACCUCAAACGGUAAAGGAUUAACCUUGUGCUACACAAAUUUGCGAAUUCAUCCAUUUCACCUUCUGUAUCUGAUAUAGCAAAUUGAAAUUAAAUUCCUUAACCCUUUACUCGGCAACAAAGUACUGAUGCGUUUGUUAUAAACUCUGCGUUCGAGUUGACAAUUAUCCGUCUGUCUUGUUUCUGUUCCGUUUAGCAUCCUGGCUGUAAUGUAUGAAAGACUCCUCUUUUGUGUACUAAUAGGAUCUUUUCACGGCCUGAGAACACGGAUUCGCUAACUCACAUUUAUAAUAUUUUGCUAGCACAGUUGGCAAAAUAAUUUCAUGGUGAAAAAUGAACAUUUAGUGAAGUAGAUGAAUCAUGGAAAUAACACCAUUAACAUUACUUAAUCUGUUCUAGUUUGUUUUGAAGCAAUGUGAAAAAUAAAAGUGAAUUCCCAUUGCUCUUGCGAUUUGGAAAAACAGAUUAAUAUUUAAUCCGUGUCGAGAGGAAUGAUUCAGACAAAAUGUUACAUUGAUUUUUGUGCAUUUUGUGUUUGCGACUGCUCGUAAUCGAGCAAUAUGGUGUGCGCUUUUCUAGCACACAUGAAAUUAAAUAGAUGCCUGGUGGAAUAACUGGUGGAAUAGUCAGUUUAGUUUUGAGGACUCUUCCUUAGAUACCGGUAUAUAACCGUAAGAUUCCACUCACAAACAUACACCCGCAAGAGUGCAGACAACACACAGAGCCUUUGUGUAAUAACAAAAUUCAGCCAGGCAAACCCACUCUAUUAAUCCUUAUGCUUGAGUCAUAAUGUUAGACGCCAUUGAAAUUCCAUUAUUGUGAGUGUUUAAUAAUGGAAAGCAGAGCAGCAGGCAUUCUGGUAAUAUAUGUACCUUGGAAGAGAGAUGUGAUAAAAUAGAAAACUACAGAUAUUUUAAAGGAUUCUCCGGGCUAGAUUUUUUGCUUGACCGCAAUAAGACGGAUGCCUGUUCCUUCCGCUUACCCACUUUCCCUGAUCCAGUUUACCGUUUAUAUGAGCCCUGGGGCAUAUAAUCUGUCGUAGGGAGCUUCCAGUGGUGUACCAGAGCUCCAUUUCCUACUGACCAUGUAAAGCCAUGCAAAAUGGGAAUUGCAGUAUUGGUAAUGUGCAGCCAACAGAGAAAGAUUGUCUUAGCAUAAACAAUAUUAAGACCACACAAAAAACAGGGCUCUGACCUUAGCUGCUACUAGACAGGAACAGAACUGUGACCUAAACUGUAACAAGACAGGGCUGUGAUAACAAGACAGGGCUGUGACCUUAGCGGUGACUGGACAGGAACAGGACUGUGGCCUUGGCUGUAGCUGUGCAAGAAUAGUCGUAGUAACAAGGCAGCAACCGUUAAUGUUGUGGAAAAGGACUAUGACAUUGAUUUUUGACUAUGCAGGAAAAAGACCAUGACUUUGGCUAUGACUACACAGGAAUAGGACUAUGACCUUGGCUGUUACUGUACAGGAAGUCGACUGAUUACGCAAGAACAGAACUGUGACCUUGACUGUGACUGCGCAGGAGCAGAAUUAAAACCUUGGCUUUGACUAUGAAGAAAUGGGACAGUGACCUUGGCUAGAACAGCACAGGAACAGGAUUUAUGGCCUUGGCUAUUACUAUACAGUAACAAUGCUGUGGAGGAAAAUUACUAUGAUUUUAAUUGUGACUAUGCAGGAACAAGGGUGUGACCUUAACUGUGCAGGAAAAAAAAUUGGUUGGCUUUGGCGAAUCCAUACUUGAGAAUGUAUUUAGUGAAAGAAAAAUUAAAAGUAGCUUAAAGAAAUAAAAUAACCAAAUACCUGUAUAGUUUGAGCUGAAUAGCUCCAAGUAUAGAGGCAAUGUUAAAUAGACACCAAUGAAUACGUAAAAAUGUAAAAAUAAGAUAAAAUGCUAAGAGAGAUUUUUUUUAAAGGAUCACUAUAGGGUCAGGAACACAAACAUGUAUGCCUGACCCGAUAGUGUUAAAACCACCACCUAGUCCCCCUGGGCCCCUCAUGCCUCAAUAAAUAUAGCAAAAUCUUACUGUAUUCAAGCCAGAAGCUGUAGAUCUGCAUGCUGUUUGCCUAAAAAAAAAAAAAAAAAAAACAGUCUGCUGACAUCAGCAGAAGUGGUAGCCUGAUCCAAUCACAAUGCUUCCCCAUAGGAUUGGCUGAGACUGGGACAGAGCCAGCAUGAUUCAAACACAGCCCUGGCCAAUCAGCAUCUCCUCAUAGAGAUUAAUUGAAUCAAUGUAUCUCUAUGAGGAAAGUUCAGUGUCUGCAUGCAGAGGGAGGAGAUACUGAAUGUUUGAAUGCAUUUUAGGCAUCCAUGACCCAGGAAGGAUCUCUAACAGCUAUCUGUGGAGUGGCCAGUGAAGUUAUCACUAGGCUGUAAUGUAAACACUGCAUUUUCUCUGAAAAGACAGUGUUUACAGCAAAAAGCCUGAAGGGAAUGAUUCUACUCACCAGAACAAAUUCAAUAAGCUGUAGUUGUUCUGGUGACUAUAGUAUCCCUUUAAAGUAAAUCCUUGUCAAGGAUUUUGGUUUCCUGAUAUAGAAACAACUCUAGCCUUAAUAUUCAAUUUGCGCAAAUACAAUAUUCUAAUAUUUUGGGGGUUCUUUCCUUUAUUUUCUCUCUCUGCAAAUUGAAAACAAAUUUGCAAUUUAUAAGCCAUAUCCUCCCCUAACAAAGGAUGCUAUCUCAUCUCAUUUGAUAAAUCACUUAAUAUCCCUGGUAAUAGAAAGGGCAUGUACUGUGUUGUAUAAUGAGAGAGAUGGUACUGAUUAUCCUGUGCUUUACAUGCUGUUUUAUCUCAGAAAAGAUUAAGUGAUGUCUUAUAUCUCCAAGAGUGUGUGUUAGAGGGCAUCAAUGAAGGCUUGCAAGAAAGGAAGAUGGCUGUGAUAUGAUGUGGUCACUCUACCAGUGGAGGAAUUGUAUCCACUGAUUGGUGAAUUCAGCUUUAGAGCACUCAGGAUGAAGACAGCUAAAAUCAGAGUUGCUUAAAGCCUUAAAGCACUGGUUCUCAAACCAGUCAUCAUGGCCCUCCAACAGUCCAGAGUUUGUCAGUAUCUGCAUUGAAAUAAAUAAGGGAAAUACAUAAAGCCUAGAUUGUUGGUGGGCCAUGAGGACUGGCUUGCUAAUCACUGCUUUAAAGGAAACCUGCCACAUUACCUACUACUUAUACUCUUUAGAAAAAGAUCAGUUUUGCCAACAAAUGUAUAGUUCAAAAGAAAAAUCUAUUCCUUUCACCUAUCAGUUAAUUUUCAGAAUAGACUCUAGGCCAAAGAAUUGACGGACAAGGCAGAGCAGAAGAGACCUCCCACAGGCGGUCCUUCUUCUCCCACACAUAACAACCACAGUGCAUGCACUGUUGUUGCUAAGGUAACUACCUAGGAGACGUUGCUAGUGCUGGCUAGGGAGUAAAAGAGCGGAGUGACAGGGCAAACAGGGCAAAUGACAGAAGACUGCUGUUGAAGCAAUAGCGGACCGGAGGUAGAUGUUACAGAAGAGUAACAGCCACAAAGUUUAUGAUAUGGUGGCGCUGGAUCAGAGGGAAGGAGAGUUUUUAUUGCAAAACUUUAAAUUGAAUACAUGAAUACAUGUAGCUCUGUGAUAUAUGAUGUAUUCAAUGCAAUUGGGGGGAUUUAUGUUAAAUUGAAUCUGCCAUGACACAUUCACUCAAACUGUUGCUCAAACAUAAAUAUUGAUUGUAAUCAUUGGGGACACAAUAAUGCCACAGGAUAAAAAAAGAAAAUUCAUCCAAUUGGUGAAGAAAUAUCCUACUCAGUGACCACUUUGGCCAUGAUGUCUUCUUGACCUCAUCCAGUUGAGCAACAGACCAUAUUUUUUCCUAUAUAUUCAGACUAUGGCUGGUUAUCUAAGCUGGUUUCAUUGUGCUCUGAAGCAAUCUCUUUUGCAGUACGCGGAUAAGAAUAAUUUUUCCUUUAUCUCCUGCUGGUGGCAUGCAAAACACACUAUACCAUUUUAUUGUUCUUUUGAUUGCAACCUUCAUGCCGGCAUAGGUUCCGAAACAUUCUCAACUGUUCUAGAAAUGGAAUGAAUUUAGGAAUGUACUGCUAAAUGGCCACAGAGCCCCCACAGGUAUCCCAUCAAGAGGAGGAGGAGAAGUGGCUGGAUAAUCAGGAGAGAAGACAGCAUGUCAUUGCUACAUCUUCAGUCGCUGCCUUGUUUCUCCCCUGGCAGGGGCUCCUCACAUGUUUUUCUUUUUCUCAUUGUUCAGCACUUCCUAUUCAGUUACAGUCUUUUGUAUGAUUGUGCAAAUAAUAACAAAACAUUUUCAGUGGCGCUGAGGCACUGUCAUUUUCUCUCUUUUUCCAAACAAAUUAGUUAUUAAUUGUACAACUAAUAAAAUGCCCCUCACCCAAAAAAUUUCCUUUAUUUUAAUUGUUUUUGGCCAGUUUGCAGUUACAGCAGCUGGUACAUGGCUGUGUGCCAUGUAUUGGGGCUGAUGACUACUGUGGUCAAUGCUGCCGCCCAGGAGUAGUGGGCCCAGGACCUAUUUUUGUGUUUUUGUAUCACACAUCCAUGUUACAGAGCUGCCGCCCAUCUCAUGUUUUCCUUAUUAAGGGUUAAUAAGUAUGUAGUGGUUUGAAAAAAAAAAAUACCCCUUUCUAUCUCAUUAGAGAUUAUUUUUUACCCUAAGCUUUAGCAAACAAGGUGAAUUGCUAGUGUAGGACCAACCUAAGAUGUUUGCCUCGAUGUGCCAGGUGGGCUUCAAUCUAAUGACCAUUGGAGUGGAUCUAAAAACCUCCAUUUAUAUAAAUAUGCAUUGGGAUUUGGAAUAGUCCCACUAACUUCAGUCAGGCUGGGGCAUUCCUGCCAGGUAUAACUGAGACUAGCACAUUGCAGGGGAUCUGUGCCUUAUUACUGUUUUAUGAAAGGGAGUAACUGAUGUCACAAUGCAUGCAAUACCGAAUUCAAAAACAUGAUUGGCCCAGAUCAUAUAAUAUAUAUCUUGCUGGGAACUCUGCCUAAAUUAGGAAGUAGUAUGCCUGUCCUAGUUCUGCAAGGGUUUAUGGGAUAUUUAUUUCAGCACUGGACAGCAAGUUCCAUUCAUCAGAAAAUAUAAAUGAAACUGCUUCACUGCUUCUUUAACAAAUAGUUUAUAGUUUGAUGGUGAACAUAGCUGCCCCUGCUUAUUCUUUAAAACAACAACAACAAAAACAUAAACUACCUAUGAAGUUGGGUGAAACUAUGCUUACCACUGUAAUAUGUUACUCUCUUCCGAUCUGCCUAAUGUCAAUUCUGUGCAUAAAUUCUGACUGUGAUCAGCACGCACUGCACGCUGGCAACCAAUGUAGAAAUCUUCAGAGACAAGAAAACCUUCCCCUUCCAAUUUCCCUCCCGCCUCCCUCCAGUAUUGGCAGUUUGUUUGUUUAUUUUAAUGACGGCUUGGUGGAUUGACACUACUAGAGUGUGGUAGCCCUGCCUAGAGUCUAGAAGUGUCAGGGAAGUAUGCAGAGACAAUGUAGUCCCUAUCUUUUGACUGAGUUGGAUUUUCAGUGAAAUUCCAACAAAGAUCGUAGGAGUAUUUCAUAAAGAUGCUAUCUUUAAAAAAUACUCAUUUUUCAGGAGUGGUGGGGUCACAGUGAUGCUUUAACUAUUUAUUUGGCAUAUUGUGUAUUGAAUGCAAUACACUAAGCAUUGGUUUAUUAACGAACAAUUGUUUCUCAACCGUGACAGUUCCACGAGCAUCAUUUUCCUGUAUGAUGCAAUGGAUGCAGUGGCUAUAAAUAUAAGUAGAUUUGCAGUGUUUGGUGAUUUUAUAGCUGGACACUUCUGAAAGAUCAAAAUGACAAGACGUCUGAGUUACUGAAGGAUGUCGCUGUCACUGGUUUUAAGGUACCCGGUGAAACCAAACACGAAACACGCAUUUUAAAUUAGAAGUAAAUGUCAAGUCAGGAGAAAAAAAAUCAAUGUCAGACCGAGUUCUCUGAUUUAUUUUGUUUAUAUUUACUGGUUAUUUGAAAGCAAUGGUGGUAAUCCUAUCGUGUAAUAUGCUUGUGUGUGCAUGUGUAUAUAUGUAUAUGUCUUGAACAAUGAUGUCACACUGUACGAUCUGUUCGCUUCUUGCUUAAAGUAAAUUAAGCAGCGAGGUACUUUCACUACAAAGUCCUCACAGUGCACUGUUUAUAUCUAAUAUGUGUGUAUGUAUGUACAGGCAAAAUCUCUACUUGUAAGAUUAAAUAAAAUCAUUAUAUUGUAAAACUAAUUUCCAUUCAUCCAGUAAAAUGAACUUCAAGGAUUUGACUUAACCUGGAUAUCUCUUAUUUUAGGGAAGUGGAUCAAGAUACUGAUGGGAUGAUUUGUUACAAGGAAUUUGAAUUUGCCAUGAACUAUGGAGAGAAAGAUGAAUAAAUCAACCUGUUAUCUCAUCAAAUAGCGUGCACAUUUUGUGUGUAAAUUUUUUAAUGUAAUUUUUAUUUUUUACCAUAUUUCAUGAAUGAGAUGUUUUCAGCAUGACCGUAGUACAAGAAUAAACAAACAACAAACCAUAAACAAAAAAUAAAAAGACUGAUAAACAGAUAUUCCACACUACUAUGCAUGAUUCAUACCAGAGGAAUGAAAUUGUUACAAUAGAUCCAAAGGGCCAACAAUUUCCCAUCGUCAAUGCAUCGCUCAGGUCAAUAGAUCAUUCAAGGCCGAAGUGAAGAAUGUGAUAACAUAAGGUCUGGUUCGUCCAACUAGGGGUAAGCAGAACAGGAAAAUCAAGUGCAGCGCAUUGGACUGGUUUGGAAAUUCAUUCAAAGGAUGACAAUUUCUUUCCACCUUCUCUUUCUGAUUUGGAGUAAGAGCUGACAUCCCUUCGUCUAAACAAUUAGUGUGGAGAUUUUAAUAUAACUCUUGCUCUGUUGGGACAACUUGGCUUUUGCAUUGUAGGGUAAUUAAGCUCUUUCCCUCUAAAAUGCUUUGAGUUGCUCAGGAACAUUAGAAGAAUGAUAGUGAGGGCAGGAAGGCCUGGCAUAACUAAAGAGUUGGAGAGAGGGGUGGGGUCUUCAAGCAUUAGAUACAGCGUACUACAACAGAGCAAAAUGAGUACUAGCUUGUUUUACUUUCUUGUGGUUUAGAUGGACCUUACUUUUCCAGUGUUUGCAGCCUGUUUUAACUUCAACACAGACUCUUAGCACUGCAUCCAUUCUUAUUAGUUCACUGCAUAAGUGACAUAGCACUUGUCGUGCCAGAGUUCCUGGCUGCUGGCCGAAAGACUAUCAGCAAUAUACAUUGAAACACAGCACUAGACAAUCCAUAGCCAGUUAUUCAGAAAAAUAUAAAAUUAAGGAAUAUAUUUAUAUAUAUAUAUAUAUAUUUAUACAUAUAUAUAUAUAUAUAUAUAUAUAUAUAUAUAUAUAAAAUUAUUUUUAUUUUUUUUAAAUGAUGUGCGAUAGCAGAGGAAAAUCUGAACACAUGUCAAAUCUUAAAGUGGAUGGGCUACAGCUAUAGUAGAUAAUGGUAAAUUACUCUUGUAUCAGUUGAGAACAGGACGAUGAAGACACAGUGGACAUGGUGUCCCCAGAAUGCAUUCAGUGAAGAUUGGGAAAAAUGUUGUCUAGUCUGAUGCAUCUCCAUUUCUUCUUGGCCAUGUAGUUGGCAGCUUGAGAAUUUGGCAAAAACCAUUCAAAUCCAUCCUGCAUUGCAUCAACAUUACAAGCUAGGUGUGUAAUCAUGUGGAGGACACUCAGCAAAUGUUAUGUUUCUAUAUUUUUCAUCCCUGAGUCGUUGUGCUAACCAUUAUAUCAAAAUGGCUGCUUCCAGCAGGAUAAAAGGCCAGGUCACAAAAGCUUAUGUUAACUUAUGCUUUCUCCAAGUGCUGUUGAGUUAGCAUGGAUCAAAAUCCAUAUGAAAUGUUUCCAGGAUUUUUUAUUUAUCUUUGCAAUCAUGAAUUCUAGACUGUCUGGAGGUUCUUCAUAAGUGUCCUUAAUAAAGUGUCCAUAAACGUUUAUUGCCUUGUAUUUUGGUUACUUGUUGUUUAA
This is a messenger RNA of Pelobates cultripes (western spadefoot toad), 57760 nucleotides long. The record is from the annotation of a GenBank genome assembly. Lineage: Eukaryota; Metazoa; Chordata; Amphibia; Anura; Pelobatidae.